Molecule: messenger RNA, 45000 nt
Organism: Pelobates cultripes (western spadefoot toad)
Lineage: Eukaryota; Metazoa; Chordata; Amphibia; Anura; Pelobatidae
Source: the annotation of a GenBank genome assembly
CUGAGCUCAGUUGGAGGUGCGGUGAGGGCCCUCUCCCCAGCUUUAUGGUCAGUAUUUGGUCGCCGUGUUGCCAUGGAGGGCAGUGCAAACUGGCGGACCGGGACAUCCAUGGUAAGUGAUUGUUACUGAGGGUAUUGGGGAGGGGGGCAGGCAGGGCAGCACAUAGCCGGCUCCCUGAGCUCAGAGCAGUCACAGGGCCUGCCAGCUCACCACCUCCCUCCCUCAUACAGCCACUGCCAGACUGUGCUCUGCCUGCAGCAAUGGACUACAUGACUCAUCAUGCUCAGCCAGCCUAGCCAGCCGCUAGCUUCAUGGUCAUAGCUGGGGGAGCAUCAUGGGAUAUAUAGUCCUCCACUGCUGGAGUGCUCUCCUAUCUGGUGUAGCAUCAUGGGAUAUAUAGUCCUCCACUGCUGGAGUGCUCUCCUAUCUGGUGUAGCAUCAUGGGAUAUAUAGUCCUCCACUGCUGGAGUGCUGUCCUAGCUGGUGGAGCAUCAUGGGAUAUAUAGUCCUCCACAGCAGGAGUGCUAGCCUAUCUGGUGGAGCAUCAUGGGAUAUAUAGUCCUCCACUGCUGGAGUGCUAUUAUAGCUGGUGGUGCAUCAUGGGAUAUAUAGUUCACUACAGCAGAUUGCUUUUUGUAGCCAUCACAGUCCCUAGCCUAUGUCUUAUUGUAGAUUUUUUUUUGUUUAUUUUUGGGUACUCGGUUUUGCUUUUCAUUUGGACUGGGAUGAUAAAUACUAACACAGGGAGAUUUAUUUACCAAACAUUGUAUUGUAGCAAAAAAAAAAUAAAAAAAAUCUGAAUUGCAAAUUCCCCCCCAAAAAAACCAAAGCACAGAAUAAUAGGGCUAGUCACUAAAUGGAAAACAUCAUCAAUUCAAAGUGAAUUUCAAGUUUUAGGCAAUAGUGGCCAAACAGAAGACUUAGCUGCUUUGGAUAACUUUUCUGGUUUUGCUAUUUUGGUCUAAAAUUAGGAGUUUAGAUUUUCUUGUAUGUAAGUAAUAUGUCGAUCGAUUUACUGCUGGGAAAGUUUCUUUUCCUGUUACUGUAGUGGAUGGCUAUGUGGACUGGGGACUGACUGCAUUAAAAUGUGUUUCAUUUAAUAGUUAUACAAGGGGUACUCAACCUAUUUAUACCUGCCGCCCACUUUUGUAUAUUUGCUGAUAGUUAAAUCUCCUUACCGCCCACCAGUAGUAGUAACAAUUUUUUUUAAUUUUUUUUUAGAAAGGAGUGUUUUUGUUUUUUAAAUAUGUAGGGUGCUGUGUAUGUUUGUGUGUGAAAGGUGUACUGUGUGUUUGUGUGAGGGAUGCUGUAAGUGUCUGAAGGGUACUGUGUAGUUUGUGAGGGAUGCUGUGUGUGUGUGUGUGUGUGUGUAAGGGGGCAGUGUGUGUGAGUGGUGUAGUGUGUAUGUUUGUGUGUGAAGUGUGCAUGCUGGGUGUAGGUGGGUGAGAUGUGAAAAUCUAUAUUAAUGUCUGCCCGUCCCUUCUUGUUACCUUUUACCAAGGAGGGGGGACAAUGCUGCAAGCCCUGGUGGUCCAGUGGUGGCAUGUUCAUUUUAGCCUGUUGCUCCUCCGGCUGCAAGCUGACUCUCCUGUCCUCCUGCGGGCACAGCAAUGUUUCAGAGCGUUGCCGCAGGAUACCAAGGCAACGCUCUGAAACAUUGCUGUGCCCACAGGAGGACAGGAGAGUCAGCUUGAAGCCGGAGGAGCUACAGGCUAAAAUGAACAUACCACCACUGCCUGUUCGUGGGAGGUUCAUAGAGCCUUCCAUGCACUUCCCUCCCUCUGCUGGAACUAAGUACCAAAUCUUUGCUUCUGCUGGCCUUGGCCCUCUGGGUGUUUUUGACUACCCCUGAGUUAUACAGUUAAUUACAGUAUACAGGUAGACACAUUCAAAGGAAUUUGGGUUGUCUAGAAUGUUUAGAUGUCUGAACUGUGAAUUACAAGGUACAGAUGUUUCUCUUUCAUGCCCCACAGCAGCAAAUUAAAAUAGUCCCCUCCCCAACUUAUAUUGCACACAUGCGGAAACGGUCCAUUCACAGGCUUCUCUAUGAGAAAUCUGUGAUUGGACUAAGUGUCUGGAUGAUGUCAGAAUGGGGUGUGGAAGAUCAGCGCCUGGUGCUUCGCCAAGCGCUGGAUGUCAGGUGAGUAUAUCUGUUUCUUUCAAAUGUUAAAGGGGAAGGGGGCAAAUAGUAAUGCCACAUAGAGCAUUGUAAAUUAAAGAAAACAACCACAACAAAAAACAGGUUUGGGGUUUAUUCAGUAAGUUGCAAAAUACAGGCUAAAAUAUCCAAGACCUGAAGAUAAGUGAGUUGAUGGUUUAUUUAGUCUAAUGACUACAAAAACGCAUGGAGAGUAAACAAUGAUCUGCUAUAAAUUUGAGCAGGGUCCUCUUUAACCUACUGUUCCUGUAAGUUUUAAUUGUAAUAAAUAACUAUUUAUAGUUAGAUCACCCCCUCUUCUAAUAUUGUAAAGCGCUACAGAAUCUGUUGGCACUAAAUAAAUGCCAAUAAUAAUAAAUUAUGCAACUAGGUGCAAACCUCAUACACACUCCCUCAAGGGCCCCCAAUAAUCAUAUAUACAAAAAAAAAAUCAGAAUGAAUACUAUAACAACUGCAAAAGUCUAUUUGACUAAUAAAUCCUUUAUUGGAACAAAUGAAAACAUACAACAUACCAAAUCUGUAGACAAAAUAAACAAGACAAAAAUGCUUUUAAUACAAAAGUAAUUACCACAAUUUCAUAAGCUUAAUAGGGCAGAGCACAAGCCACCCAUACCCCCAUUUGGAUUUGGUAUGUUGUAUGUUUUAAUUUGUUUCAAUAAAGGAUUUAUUAGCCAAAUAGACUUUUGGAGUUGUUAUAGUAUGCAUUCUGAUUUUGGGGGGGGGGUAUAUAUAUUAUUAAUUAAAUAGUGAAGUGAGAACACAAUUGCAAAGUACAUGCUAAAUUAUCCAAGCUGUGUGUGUAGAUGUGUUAGAAAUUUUUUCACAUUAUUCUGUAUUGACCUAGAUAUUGAAAUUCGGUGUUCGUAGUCUAUCAUUGUCUUACAAAGUUGGAUAAUAAACUGUAGUGGGCAUUCUGUCGAACAAUGUGUGGAAUUCAUGCAUACAAUGUUGUGGUUAUGGUGUUUAGUGUCCUUUUUAAGUAGCAUCGAUUUUAGUCUCUUCCUUGGAUGAUAGUGAAUUAUGGUAAGUAUAUCUGUUAGAAGGGUGAAGCACUUAUUGUGCACUCAAUGGGCAUUGUACACCUAUUCCUAAAACAGCAUUUAAGGUAUUUAUUUAUCACUGGCAUUUAUAAAACACCAACAUAUUCCGCAGCACUGUACUAUUACUGAAAAUAAACAGUACAAUCUACACAUGCCAAUUUGAAAGUUAAGAGCUGAGAUCUACCCAUGGAAGCUCUUCGAUACAAAGUGUCUAGUUGGUUAGCCUGUGAGCUUACAAACUUAAGGCUAUAAUGGCGAUUUGAUACAAGAGGUAGCUGGGGGAAUUUGGAAGUGAUGACCAGAGAAAAUGAAAGGAAAGUUGUAGCUACUGUUAAAGGAUCACUAUAGUGUCAGGAAAACAAACUCGUUUUCCUGACACUGUUGUGCCCUAAGGGUGCCCCCACCCUCAGGGUCCCCCUCCCUUGGCGCUGAAGUGAUUAAAACCCCUUCAGCAGCAUACCUUUAUCCAGUGCCGGGCUCCCUCGGCGCUGGUGACAUCUCCUCCCCUUAGCGUCGGCAAGUGCCGCGCACGCAUUCAAACAGUCCAUAGGAAAGCAUUUCUCAAUGCUUUCCUAUGGACAUUCUGCACGUUGGACGCGAAUUUCGCAUCCAGCGUCGCAGGUGUGCCUCUAGUGGCUGUCAGGAAGACAAUCACUAGAGGUUGGAUGAACCCUUCUAUGUAAACAGGGAUCUGGCACCCAGACCACUUCAUUGAGCUGAAGUGGUCUGGGUGACUAUAGUGUCCCUAUAAUGUGUAAAGGGAAUGAGGGGGUAAUUGAGUAAGAUCUCAGCUGGAUGAGAAUGCUAUAAAUUUAGAAGGAACUGUGCGGGUAGGUAGAGCUUAGAGAAAACGAAGAGUCUGAUUUUGUGCUUGUGACCUGGGUUCGUGAAUCAAGGCCUAAGAAACAGGGAUGGAGAGAAAGCAUUGUUAUAUGAAGGUAUUUACAACUAGGAAGUCAAAGGAUGGAGAGACAAGGAUUGGGUAGAGCAAAUAUUUGCUGUUUACAAUUGAAAAGUUUACCAACCAAAUUCUAUCACCCCAAAUAUUAAUGACUAUAUGUACAUAAAAUAUUGGUGGAGUACAUUCACUGAAAAUAACAUUGAAAAACUGCAUGUACAGAAAAUUACAGUGGUAAACAAGAAGUAUAAAUGGUAACAUUGGUGUAGUAAAAAUGGUUAUAUGGUGACAAAGAGAGUAAAUGAGGUAGACAAUCUUCCAAGGUUCAGUCAGAGUUUUUUUGCUGUAGGUUUGUAAAUCAAGGCCUGUAUGUUUCAGAGUGAGGAGAAAUGAAGUCUGAGUUUUUGCUUGUGAGCUGGAUUUGGCCAGUCCUGAUUGGUUACUCAACCGAGGAGCCUGGUUUCUUGGUGUGCAUGUGCUGGAAUGAUGCCCCCAGGCAUGUUAUCUUGUCCAUGAUGCUAAUUGUGUCACAGAUAUCACCUAUUAGCUUUUUUUUUUUUUUCUUCUUCGUGUCCUUACGUCAUUUAUGUCUUGAAGUUUUGACUCCCUGUCAUUUACCUUUUAUUUAUAUUUAUUAUCCUUUCUUCCUUGUGUUAGGUUGCAAUAUCUGGGUGCUGCAAUUUUGUCUUCUGUCCAGGAUAACUGCAGUUUCUGUGGGGGAUUGAUUUUUACUGAUUAAUUGUGGCUAAUUUAGCUUGGCAACUGAAAUGGACCUUCUAAAAACAUUUUUUAAUAUGAUAUUCCUUUCAUCAGAUUUGGAAAGGAAGUAAAUAUUUUGAAAUUAAUAUUGUAGAAAAAAAAAUUUUAAUUAAAAAAAGCGAGAAUACCUAAUUCGCUCCUUUUGUAUAUAAUUGGACCCUUCAGCCAUUUACAUGCACCUUGGGUCAGACAGUUUUCAGAACCGACAGUCUCUAAAAAAAAACAAAAACAAAACCCAACCUCUUCUUUACUUUCGGUGCUUGAUAAAAGGAUUAUUGUAUUACGCAGUAGUUUUAAGGUCACAGUUGUCCUUUAAGCUCCAACAGAUUUGCACAGAUCAUGUUCCCUAUCAGCAAAGGAGUCUCUACUUUUUCUUAUGGGUGAGUAGAAAACUAAGAGAAAUAAAAACUAAAACAAGGAGAAACUGCAGGACAAAAAAAAGAAUCAUUUAAAAACCAAAACCUGACUAGUGACAGUGCUGCUUUUGGGACCUACCAAAGCUGGCAGGCCUGUUAUUACAUAACGAGGCUCUCUAUCCAGCCUUACUGCAUAGUGCAAGUAUUAUGUUGCCUCGAGUCUCUGGGUGCCAUUCCACAGUUUGAAAAAAAACAUGUUUCUCCGUGACUUUUAGAUGCUGCCAUAUGUAAGCCACAUUGAUAAUGCACAAUUACCACUUUAGCAUGAUCACCUGGACAGAGGUGAUUGGCAGAGAUUUCUUCUUACCCAUCAUGCUCUUCCUAAUACUGCCAUCCAGACAAGACAUAAAAACUGUCUUUAGAAGUUAUUACACUUUUAAUUAAACUUUAUCCACAUACAAGUGUAUUCUGCAUGCUCUAGUGGUAAAUUACAGAGCUGGGGAUAAUAAUUUCUAAAUGAAACACACACAUGCACACAUGUGCCAUAAAAGAAACUAAAAAAGUUGAGCUUUUUUUUUUUUUCAUUUUUUUUUUUUUCAAAGUGUGUAGGGGGUCUGUGUGAGUUACAGCCAGGGCAUGCUUGGUUAGGACUGCGUAAACCAAGUGACGGAGAGCUCACAUCAGAUCUCAUGGCUGUCAUUCUGGCUGAGCGUAGUUGGGGAGUGGUGCCUGUGGCAUUUUAUAUGAAUUCAGACCAUUAAUAAAUGGUUUGGCUGCUUACAGUUUGUGUGUUUGAGGCAGGGCACUCCUCGUACCAUAAUCACUACAGAGCUCUAUUGACACUGCAGUGGACUGAUUAAAGCAUUAAAGCUGUUUGAUUAAUUUAAAGUUGUUAUGGUGCUUAGAGUGUCCUAUGAACUAUGGCCCAGUCCUGUUUUCAUUCUUAUAGAGUAUCUGUGACACUAUUUGAGAAUUACAGUCCACAGGAGCCUCUCAACCAAACUGAACCCAAAUCUGCCUAAAAUGGGCGAAUAUUAUCCCCUAGCUACUGUGCAAAUCUAGAAGAUACUUGCCUCUAAAGACUUAAAGGGUUACUCCAAGCAUCAUAACCACUACAGCACAAUGUAGUGGUUAUGAUGCCUGCGGUACCCUGGCCUGGUAAUGUGGCAAAAUGUUUAGCAACGGUUUUCCUCCUUACUAGGCUCCCUGCCGGGCUCCAGGGCUCCCUCCCUGGUGGCCCAAUGACACACUACCAGCUUUUGCAGAGCUGCGGAAGAUGUUAGCCGUGGUGGUUGACAUUCGUUGGCUGAGAGUGCCAGCUGACUGCUCUCCGGUAAUGACUGUCUAUCUGUGCAACAAAAGAAUUGGCUGAUGACACCCCUAUGAUUACACCUCUGGCAGUAGAGGAGUUAAUCUCUGUAUGUGCAGUGUUUCUGUAAUAAAUAUGUAUGUAAUAUUCUACAGUUUCCAAAUAAAAUGCUGCACAUACACACUACGUUCAUUUCAAAUCACUGAAGUGGUCAUGGUCCUUGACGUAAUCCGUUAAAGAUGUUAUUACAGCAAAAGGUGGCUUGACUAAAUAUCAGUGUAAGAAGUUUGAAUACAACACAUUUCAGUUUUUCCUUUAAAUAUCGAAUCGGCAGUACCUAAUGUUGGUUUUAAAAUCUACUCAAUUGCAAUAGAGUUUGCAAUAAAAUUACUGCUUGGGCACUUGUGAGUGUGUAUCAUUUGUAAAUUAGAAAUACGUUUUCAUUUUGAAAGGCUAUGUAUCUGUUUUCAAGGCAACUGGUAUUGAUAAAGUGAAUUGGGAAUUGAUUUAAAUGUCAGCUGUAAUAAAGUUAUUGAGUAAUCUCUCCAGGGCAGCAAACCUGUUCAGUGCGGGUUAAUGGUAGCAAUGAAGAUAAUUGCAGGUUUGUGCUUGAAGGUGAAAAAAGUUAUGAUUUGAAUAUUUAAUUUCAGUAAAAAGGUCAUCAUCCACUUACAGAUGUAAGAGAGAGAAUUAGAGGCACAAACCAAUCAGAAUAGGAAGGACAGGCAUCUAUUGAUCCUCUAGCACAAAAUAGCAGACAGCAAACUCUGAAACUGGGGACACCUCUAGGCCACAACAGUUGCUACUUGAAAAAGAUUAUUGGUGAAAUGCAUUGUUGGAUUCUUUUAUUUAUUUUAUUUAUUAAUAAAGCAUUGAGGUUCCUCUAGUUUUGGACUUGCUAGACUUUAUUGUUUUUUUUUUUUAAAUGUUAUUCUAUCAUUGUUCCUGGCAUUACCUGAAGCACAUCUCACUGGAUUGCUACCUUUAAAUCCUUGAUAUGGAUUGUUAUACCCAUGUUGCAAAUACUGAGCAAAUCCAUUGCUCAAAAAAUUGUGAGUGCAUUUUCAGUUCUUCAUAUCUAAUAUUACGAAGAGAACACUAUAUUCCGUCUCCUUUUUUUUUUUUUUUAUAUAUAUAUAUAUAUAUAUAUAUAUAUAUAUAUAUAUAUAUAUAUAUAUAUAUAGGAAAUCGCUGGACGACAAGUGUAUCAACUAUAUCUCUUGGUGGGGAUUAUACCACCUUAUACCUGAAAAUGUGAGUUUUAAUAGAAAGCUCUACACUUUUGACUGUACAUUUCAUAUUCUUUGGCACUUUAUAUGCCCUGUAGUUAUAAUAUUGCACUAUCGGAUUUUACUCUCAUUGGAUGUUCUACUGGGGCCUACAAGACCAGCGCUUCCUACACCUAUAUCCAAUAAUGGGGAUUAUACCACUACAUGCUGAUAUUACUGGAGCUUGUGGUUAAGCUUCAUAAAGUGGACAUUUAAGCACUCUGUUGUCUGUCAUUUACCCAGUAUACUAAGUACUACAUUAUCAUUAUUCUUUCUCUCUCUUCUAUCAAAAUAUACGCCUAGUGAGGACGGAAUAGACUGCAAAAUAACUUCGGCCAUUAGAAGAAUUUCUGGACUUUAUUUUAUUCAUUAGUUGUUGUUAUUUUUGCUUUUUUACUUUUUAUUUUAUAUGUUCUAUAGUAUCUACUUUUUGUUCUCUUAUUUUUAUCCAGUAAUUUGUUUCUUUUUUUUUUGGUGCAACCUAUUUGUAUUUGUUUGCAUCUAUGUAUCCCCUGAAUACUUCUGUCUUCUGAAGUGGGUGAAUCGUCUUGUAUAAAGUAAAAAAUAACAACAAACAAUUUACUCAUUCCUUAAAGGAACCCUCAUGACUUAAACCUGUAUUCCUAACGCUAUAGUGCUCUAUUUACAGAGUAAUAUUAGGUCCCCACCUUUUUCUCCAGCACCUAGAUUCCUUCUGCACUGCUGGCUGCUCUGCCUCCUGUGACUUCAUCCAGCUAUUGAGCCGAUGGCCAAUCCAGUGUUAAUCACAGAGGAGCAUUGGUAACUGAUGUGCAUGCACGUCGAGCAAAUCCAGAUACUUCUCUUACGAAAGCAUUGCAUUCAAUGCUUUCCUAUGAGCUGCAACCUCACGUAACACAGGAAGCGCCUCUGGUGGAUGUCUAGAAGGCAGCCACUACAGUUGUGUUUAAAAUAUAUAGGUGACAGGUUUUUAGCAUGUACAGUUGAAUAUAUAAUGCAGCUCAAGCAACCCAAUCCAAAGCCUCGCUGUUCCAGUCCAGUUUAAAAUGUGUGAGAUGAAGGGAGGAUGUAGCGCCUUUAGGGAAUUCUCAGACAUAGAUAAAUAUGUAAAACAAAAUGAAGAAUCUGACACAAUACAGUGUAGUAUUUCUAGUACAAAUGACUAAAGGAAAGUUAGGCACUUACAGUGUGUAGAGCUUAAAUUAGCUCUAUUUUCAUGCGAUUGGGAUAUACAAUCCCCGUCUAGGGAUAUCUUGUGUGUACUUUUAAUCCAGCAGUAAGUGCUUAGGGGAAUAUGUGAGAUAAAACCAAAUCUGGUGCAGUAUGUAUUUAGUACUGAGGAAGAAUUCAAAAUAAAGAAAUACAUUCACAGUAUAUAGAGACACCACCUAGCUCUCAGAAAACCGCAUAGGGUGCUACAAUCCCCACUUAAGGAUCUUAUUCGCUUGCAGGUGCUCUCGUGGUGUAUACGAGUAAAAAACGAAAUAAAUAUAUAGUGCUCACUGUUAUAGGUAAAAGGUGAUAAAAGUAUGAGAGGUACUCACACCUGGAGCAAAAGUGGGUUUUGCUCAGUCCUCUGGGUUCAGGUGGUAUAUCCUCCACCAAAGGCAUACGUUUACAGGCUCAAAAAAAAACAGUCAGGGUAAGUCCAGGGAUAAAAAAAAUAUAUAUUUAAAAAAAAAAAAAACCACAAACUAGUUUGUUAGAGAACUGGCAAUCUAAAAGAAAAAAAUAUAUAGUAGUAAAGGAGAAGCGCAGCCACAUCUUGUUCAGUAGCCAGGGAGAAAGUCUGAAGGAUAGGAAAGGCAUGAACUACUUGUGGUUGAGAAAGAGAGCGACAAGGCGCGUUCCUUCUCUCUGCUUGGACAGAAGGAUCUGGGACAGAAUAAAGAGAUGUGGGACAGAAUAAAGAGAUCUGUAUGGUGACAGAAUAAAAAGAUUUUGAGACAGAAUAUGAAAAAAGUGACAAAAUGAAAAGUAUGCUGUUUGCGAUAAACUUUGCGUAAAAUAGUUUAUUUGCACUUAAUUUUAAUGGUUCAAAGAAUGUCAGGCAAAGUGGUUGGCCCUCACGCAUGUUCACUUCAUUAAAUAUGGCCCUCUUUCAAAAAAGUUUGGACACCCCUGCUUUAGGAGCUCUCCAUUAGAGUAAAUCUGUCAUUACAUUCUCCCUUUAAACCGCUAAAUUGGUCAUUUCAUCUGGUUAAUCACAUACGGAGCUCAAGCAAAAGAUGACUUGCUGGUCUUGCAGUCAGGACUCAAACAUCAUUAAACGCAGUUGAAAGGGAUUAAUGCACAUGUUUACUUGUUAAUACGGUUUAAGAUUUCCCCUUGCCAUUUUGUCUCUAUAAUAGUCUAAAUUUUCAUGGCAUGCAUUCAGCAAAGUGCAGGAAGCAUUUCUUUUGAUCCAUGUUGACGUAAUAACAUGAGGUGAUUUUUGGAGGCUUUUGAAAUACACUGAGCCCAUUGUCAUCUUCGUGGAGCAAGCUUGAGAUGGCGUGCUUUAUGACAUUUUGUUUGUCCUGCUGUAAGUCUUCUUUAGAAAAUGUGUAAGCUGUGGACACAAUCAGCAACAAAAUUCAGGUCAGCUGUGGCUUUUUUUUUUCUUUUGUAAAGUGGCCUAAUUUUUUCCAAGAAACUAUUUCCCGCAUCAUUUUAUCACUAUGCUGAACCACUACUCAUGGCAUUAUGGGUGCAUGGAUAGCCUCAGGUUCCUGUUCUGAGCAUCCAUUUUACUUGUGAGCUCUCUCAUUACCUGAGGUUUUCUCCCACAGGCAGGGCCUGCACUUUCUAUAGGCAAAUUAGGUGGCUGCCUAGGGCGCUGCUUAAGGGGAGGGCACCGGUCCUGGCUUUAUGAUUGUUUGUGCUGCGGCCGCCCCUCUAUCAAGUUUGCUUAUUUCGAGUGUGCUGCCGACCAUGUUACUGGGCGCUUGUUAGCACUUACGUGUUGCUGACACGCGCUCGGUAGAACAUAGGUAUGGCAACAUACACAUUAACCUUCAUAGCCAGCCCCCCCCCCCCCGCCACAGACAUCCAUCGCAGCGGCAGCGCAAGGGUUCUACAAUUCCUCGCUCCUGCCCCUUUUUGUGUUAGUGGAGAGAAGUGGGCGGGAGCAUAACAGCAAAUGUGCUGAAAAAGGCAGUGAUGGGCUGCCAGGCACAGGCAAGAUGAACAUAGGAACAGCAAAGAUAAGAUGUGUGAAAGAAUGUGUGUUAGUCUGCUUCAGCCAGUAUGUCUGUGUAAUUUCUGUCUGCAUGGAUUAGUGUGUGUGUGUUUAUGGGUCAGUUUGUGUGUCUGCAUGGGUCAGUGUGUCUGCAUGUGCCAGUGUAUGUGUCUGUAUGGGUCAUUGUGUGUAUGGGCCGGUGUGUGUGUCUGUAUGGGUCAGUGUGUGCCUGUAUGUGCCUGUAUGGGUCAGUGUGUCUGCUGCUUACUGGAUGUUUUGUUUUAUGUACAAUUUCUCUGGAAACACUAGAGACUGUGCUUAAAGAGACACUAUAGUCACCAGAACAACUAUAGCUUAAUGUUGUAACUCCUGCAAUGUCAUUGUGGCAUCCAUUAACCAUGUGGUCAGAUUAAUCCUAACAUCAUUACCACUAGAGUGGGCCUUUAAACAUUUCAGGAGAGCAUCUGUUUCGUCUUUCAUCUUUGUCUGCAUGCUGUCUCUUAUUGAAACCAGAAGGCACUGCACACGAGGACAGAACUUCCUGAUGGAAUCAAUUGGUAUUCCUGAAGUGUGGUCAUUAAGCAACAUGCAUUUCAAUAUAGAUGCCCCUGGUAGUUGUAGUACUUUGGUUGAGAUCCUUAUGAAUUUAAACACAUGUAAGGACCUUUAAAAUAUGUGUUUAUAUUUUAUAGCUCAUUAUGAACCCACCUUAUGUUUGUUAGUUAUUUUUUUGCAGUGGAAACCCUUUGUCCACUUGUUUAACCACACUGUUUGCACUGAUAUGUAAAUUAAAUAAUAUUCACCUGUCCAAGUGGACUUUGAUGUUGAAUCAGUUGUUAGUUUGGUAACCACCUUCUGUUCUCAUAUAGUAGAUUACACAGAAACUCAGUGUUCCAUGGGAAAUCCCCGUAAUUCAUGAGUUCUAUAGUUGUUAAAGGAACACUAUACAAACAUAUAUUCCUAAUGCUAUUGUGACAUGCUUAAUAUUUAUGGUACGUUGCCCCCCCACCCCUCCUCCUCUUGUGAAGGAAAAAAGAUUGUUUAUUUAAAUUUUUCAAUCGCGAAGGUGGAUGGCUUUUGCUACUUGGCUGAGAUUAUUUUGAUGAUCUCAGCAACGGCAAUGCUUUCUGUAGUAAAGCAUUGGAAAACUAGUGUGUGUGCUCAGCAAAUGCAGCGGCAAUCAAAUGGUCUCUAUGAGACCGUCUGAUUGAAUAUCUGUUUAACUUGGCUAUUGGUGUUCCUACAUAUUUAAAAUGACAGGGCCAUGGCACAUAGACCAGUUUAUUGAGAUGGAGUGGUCUGGGUGCCUGCAAUGUCCCUUUAAGGAAAACUUAAUGCUAAAAUAUGAAGUUUAGAGAAACAUUAUUCUAAAGUGGGACAUAUGCGUUCAUUAAACUGAAAAUUGUAGAGUUACCAUGAGAAUUGCAAUUUUUAGCUUAAUUUGAAAAAUUCUCCAACUAUUCUUCUUUUUGUGGUCUAAAAACUUGCAGUUUUUUUUUUUUUUCUAUAAUUCCCUUUUUGGGAAUGUGCACUUAUCCACUGUAAAAUUGGGUACUAUGGAAAACAGUAUUUUCCCUCAUGCUCCAUAAUCUGGUCAGUCAUUCAAGGGUUACUCAAACCCUUUUUGGGAAUGUGCACUUAUCCUAUGGAAAAGAUUCCCCCUCCUCCCAUCCCCCAAAGUUUUACGCACCUGGAAACCAGUGCUAGGCAAAGCUUCUGACACUGACUUCUGUACCUACUUCCGACAUCACAGGGGCCGCAUGGACCAAUCAAUGACUUCUCGUAGAGGAGCCUGUGAUUGGUGCAGUGCGCCCUGACAACAUGCAAAAUAUGCACAGAUUUGACAUUAGACAGCCCGCAAUAGAGUUCCUAGUUGCCAAUGUGAGGUGCCAGGGGUGCAACUAGCUCCCAGCACACAAUUAAAAAUAUUUCUCUGUGUGCCGUGUUUCAAGCUAAAACACUGCAUAUACUGACCCCUAGCACCAUUGCCACUUCAGAAAAUCACUGUUAUCACGGUGGUUCGAGUUACCCUUUAACUGAAAGAUACCUUGCCAGUUUUUUUACGAGUUCAUGGAAAAAUUAAUCGACAUUGUUGGAAUUUCAUUCUGAUUCAAGUGCAAUUUUUGGCAAAAUGUAGCAAACAUUGGAUCUUAAAACAGAUUCUGCCUUCUGCAUUGUGCCAUUUCGUAGCAGCUGCCAUUUGCAAUGGCUGAUAGAACAGCCAUUCAGCCACUUUCUUAUAUACUGCAGAGCUUACUUCUGGUUGUUAGUAGUGGAGGCAGAGAACAGCGCUCGGCGUACAAUGAGCUGCCGUGGUAUUAAAUGUCUUUCUGUGCCUUUGCGGACAAGGCAUUUCAUGUUUCGAGUUGCCACAUAGUUUAUGCUGAAGAGAAACAAAUUGUGGAGCAUUGUUCUGUUUCUAGGGAUCUUUUACAGAGAAAUAGGGGAUUAUCUGCUAAAUAAAUGACAAGAACAAUGCAUAGCGCAUAAUUGUGUGUAUGAAUAAACCAAGUGUAUAAUUCACAAAUGGCCACUCACACUUUCUCUGAAAUUAGAAUGCCUUGAAAAUAAAUUUCUUUUUUCAGCAUAAAGGCCUUUCCAGGAAUAAUUCUUCCAUCUACAUUUAAACUCUCAUGGAUCAGCUGGAAGAUCAGCUCAAAGAAAAAGCAAUAAAAUUGUAGUGCACAUAAUAAGUCUAUAAUUUUAAUGGUAGGUGUAUUUUAACAGUGAGAGACAGAAUAACAAAAAAAUAUCCAGAAUAUCCAGAAAAACGCAUGCCAAAAAAAGUUAUAAAUUGAUUUGCAUGUCAAUAAGUAUUUGACCCCUUCGACUUAGUACUUGGUGGCAAAAACCUUGUUGGCAAUCACAUGGGUCAGACGUUUCAUGUAGUAGGCCACCAGGUUUGCACACAUCUCAGGAGGGGUUUUGUCCCACUACUCUUUGCAGAUCCUCUCCAAGUCAUUUAGUGUCACGAUUACUAUAUGACCCAACACCCAGAACUAUGUAAAACACAAUGAACAAGGAUAACGUAUACCGGGCCUUAGAAUGGCCGGACUUAAUGUAAAUAAAGAAUGUUCAAAAUACCAGCUGAGGUCAGGGACACAGAAAGAGACACAACGAGGAAACAAGCGAAAAGUCAAGGAAACCAGAAAUACAGGAAAGUCAAAUACCAAAAAGAGCUAGAAUAGGAACACACUCUCUGUUAACCAACUAGUGGAAACCACGACAGGGCACUGACCAAAUGCUAUUUUGAGUUUAAAUAACCCUCCUAAUGCUAUGAUUUGUUGUACAUAGCCUUUGACCCCAAAACGUGCGUGCACAUCACACGCACAUCGGCGCCAUAUUUGUUGAGGACGGAGGCGGGGGGGGGAUUUGUUUGUCCAGUCAGGGAUCGCUCCACAAGGGUGCUGAAUGGCAAGCUGACUUGCCUUAGGCACUUUUUAUUAUUUUAACAGCGUGACCGCAGCGAUCAGAUGCGGCCACGCUGUUUGGACAUGCGGGGAUGUGACAUUAAGGUUACGAGGCUGACAUUUGACAACUUGAACCUUCAGCUCCCUCCACAGAUUUUCUAUGGGAUUAAGGUCUGGAGUUGGCUAGGACACUAUAGGACCUUAAUGAGCUGCUUCUUUAGCCACUCCUUUGUUGCCUUGGCUGUGUUUUUAGGGUCAUUGUCAUGCUCGAAUACCCAUCCAUGACCCAUUUUCAGUGCCCUGGCUGAGGGAAGGAGGUUCUCACCCAAGAUUUGAUGGUACAUGGCCAUGUCGACCAUUCCUUUGAUGCGGUGCGGUUGACCUGCCCCUUAGCAGAAAAACACCCCCAAAGCAUUCCUCCACCUCCAAACACAGUAAAUUGAGUUGAUACCAAAGAGCUCAAUUUUGGUCUCAUCUGACCACAAAAUUUUCACCCAGUUCUCCUCUGAAUCAUUCAGAUGUUCAUUGACAAACUUCAGAUGGGCCUGUACAUGUGCUUUCUUGAGCAGGGGGACAUUGCGGGUGCUGCAGGAUUUCAGUCCUUCACGACAUAGUGUGUUGCCAAUUGUUUUUUUGGUGACUUUGGUCCCAGCUGCCUUGAGAUUAUUAACAAGAUCCUCCUAUGUAGUUCUAGGCUGAUACCUCACCGUUCUCAUGAUCAUUGAAACACGAGGUGAGAUCUUGCAUGGAGCACCAUACCGAAUGAGACUGACAGUAAUUUUGUGUUUCUUCCAUUUGCGAAUAAUCGCACCAACUGUUGUCACCUUCUCACCAAGCUGCUUGGCGAUGGUCUUGUAGUCCAUGCCAGCCUUGUGUAGGUCUACAAUCUUGUUCCUGACAUUCCUGGCCAUGUAGAGAGUUUGGAAUCUGAUCGAUUGCUUCUGUGGACAGGUGUCUUUUAUACAGGUAACGAGCUGCGAUUAGGAGCACUCUCUUUAAGAGAGAGCUCCUAAUCUCAGCUCGUUACCUGUAUAAAAGACAGCUUGGAGCCAUAAAUCUUGCUGAUUGAUAGGGGAUCAAAUACUUAUAUCACUCAUUGACAUGCAAAUACAUUUUUAUAACUUUUUUUGACAUGCAGUUUUCUGGAUUUUUUUUUUUUGUUAUUCUGUCUCUCACUGUUUAAAAUACACCUACUAUUUAAAAUUAUAGACUGAUCAUUUCUUUGUCAGUGGGCAAACAUUCCAAAUCAACAGGGGAUCAAAUACUUUCCCCCCUCAUUGUAUUGGAAAUGAGUUUUACUUCAUGAGAUGAUUGAUGCAUGUGGUGUCAUUGGUUUCCCUAAAAUAUUUAGAUUUUUAUGUUCUGUGUUUUUCCCUUAAAAUCAGAUUAAUAAUAAUUUGGAAGAAAAUAAAUCAAUGCAUUGUGAGUCUUCACAUAUUACAGGCAAAUAUAACCUGUUAUUCUGGUCUGUAUUUUCAGAAGCAAAUUAUUUGAGUGCCGUUUACUACAUUGACGCCGUCCAAAUCAUGUCCGGUUGAGCAGCAUACAACGCCAUAAUAUCUACUAUUAUUAUUACUUUGUUUACAAGUGUACUUUAGUUGGAUUGAAUUGACGUUGCAUACAAUAUCUCUGGGUCAGGUGCUGCCUAAAGUCCAUGAUGAGAAAUUACAUUUCUCUCCUUUUCUAUUUCUACAGUGGGCUGUAGUGUAGUCAUUCUGCUUGGAGUAACCUUGUAACAGUGGUUUCUUGACUGCCUUUUGUAAAGACACAGCCAUUCUCCCCCCUCCACCCCCCCAAAACCUCAUGAGACCGCAUAGUCCCUACUUCGUCUAAUGUAUAUCUUUUGGCAGUGUUGGCAAUCCAUCAAAUUGCAGUACAAUCUUUGUACGUUUUCCAUAUACCUUCAGAAGUGACUGUACAGCUUUAACAGCUCAGAAUAGCUUCACCCAUUACCCAGUACAAUCAGUACAUUAGUUCUAAACACGUCUAGUUGCUAUUUGACAAAACCAUUUACAUCAACAAUGCUUACAAAGUUUAAUAUAAAGCAUAAAAAUUUAAAUAUGACACUUCCUUUUUAACUUGUUGUUAGAACAGGAGCAAGGGCUGUCUACUGCAGCCAUGGCAAUGGUCAUCCUGGUACCCACAGCAAACACUUUAUUCACAUUAUAGAAAGUGCACAAAUAGGUGUUGUAGUCAAUAAGUUGGGGUUAGUUGUGUGUGCACAUGAAAGUGUUCUAAAUGUUUCAUAACUUUUGUGUAGAGUUGACUAUCACUCAAACGUAAGCACUGGAUCAUUACUGAAUCUUACUCUGUUACUCACUCCUUAUGAAGAACGGCAUAAUUGAACAUCUGUAAGGUCUGUCUUAGUAAUAUAUAACUGUAGUGGUAAGCCAGUGACAAUCCUAAGAAUAUGCAGCCUGUUGAGGGAUAGUCAAUCCUGGUCUUCCCAUAUGGUUUAACGGAAGAGCUGUGCAUAUUUCAUAAAAGCCUGUUUAGCACGUGUUUCAGUAGCCGUGAGCAGUUCAAUUCAUGAUUUAAAAAAAACAAAAAACACGAGUUAGAAAGUACAUGACAGUCUAUUAAAAGGUACAUGUGGCUUUUAUUAUCUUGCCUAGUAAUUUUAUUAAUAUUUCUAAUUAAUUAAGCAUAUCCAGUCUGAGCAUAUGUGCUGAUGCUAAAUAAACUGUCUAUUACAACACUAUAAAAGAGCUGCUACGAGUAGCCCUAAAUAGAUUACCGGUUCUUCUCUGCUGUGAAGUAAGAACUCCUUAAUAUAUAGGCAGGUUCUUUUUUCCAAAGAGAACAUGAGGUUAGGAUACACGGGGGUAGAGAAGAUCUUCACUGAUGCAUUUUGAGCUUGAACAUGCACUUCAUCUGGCACCUUAUCUGGUGAGGCACAAAGCGCGUUGGUGGUGAUCUUCACUCUCCCUCCUGUGUGCCCUUACAGUAUGUUCACUUUGGAAUAAAGAACAUUCAUCCUUAUCUAUGGAUCAAGGCUUUCUCUCUUCAUGAUGGAGGAGAUAUGGCAAUCCAUUUAAGUCUAGUGUCUCUCUGCAGUUGCGGAGCAUGCAUGCUUCUCCUAGGAUUCAGGUACGCCUUGCUGUGCUACACCUUUUUUUUUUUGUUGUUGUUGUUUCAAACUAUAUAUAUAUUUUUUCAUUUAUUUUCUCUGCUACAAGCACCAUGUCUCUUACAGUCUGCACACUAGCUGUGCUAGAUCCUAUAUAGCCAUGGGAACUGUUCUGACCACACAGGAUGUGUUGGUAAGGUCAUUGUGGUGCUUCGGACUGGCUAAGCAUUGUGAGCAAUAUAGUUAAAAAAUUCUAGAAUGCUAAAAUUACCCAUUCCUGACACAAAUUAAGUGAAGAAUUUUACAGAACUGUCCGUUUGAUGGUAUUCUAUUGAACUGUUAUUAUAUAUUCUGUUGCUAUGGUAUUGAUAUUUUAAAGCUAAUGUUCACUUAAAUGUUUUUUGUUUUUUAAAGUACCGUAUGUUACUACUCUUGAAACUGUUGAGGUUGAAAAGAAAAAGAAAAGCAAUAUCAUGUUAUUGUUUGCUUUUAAAAUCUUUUCCGCCAUGAGUAAUCAUUGUUAUACAGAAGCUUAAUGAAAUCCUCACAUACACAUAGCAGAACGAAAACAAAUGGGCGGUGCAGUGUUUGUUUUGGCUGCAUUACAGCUCAAGACUGUAGAGAGGCAGGAUGGCUUCUAGAGAGACAAUUUAGAAGAGAAUUCUAGAAGAUGAUGUGAAAAAUUACAAGAGCAUCAACAAGCUCCUUAGUAGCUUCUUGAGUAAGAAAAUUACAAGAGCAUUUACGAGCUCCUUAGCAUCUUGCAUAAAAAAAGUGAUCUUUGCAGACAAUGCCAAGGUGGAAUUGGCAGGAUUUGUCGAUAGACUGGAUAUGACGUGUAAAGGUGAGGCCACAAUCAAAAAUAAUACCAAGGCAUCAAGCUUGCAAAGAUGGGCUAAUACUUGUACCAUCAACUUGGCGGGAGAGAAACAGCGGAGUAUUAAUAUUAUUAGGAGGGAAGAGAAGAAGCUAUAAUUUUUUUUUUUAAGAUUUUUUAAAGUGGAAGAACAUAAUAUACGAGAUGGAAUAGAAUUGGGUUUCAUCGGCAUAUAGGUGGUGGUUGAAUCCAAAAAUAAUUAAUACGUUUGCCAAGAGAGGUAGUAUGAAGAGAAAAUAGAAGGGGACAAGAUGAGGGGAGGAGGUGUUACCAGAAGAGGAGACACUGAAGAUAGGACGGAAAACGUAAAAGGUUAGUAUCAUGAAGGCUAAGGGUGUGAAGAAUUCACAAGAGAGCGUAAUCAACGUUGUCAACGGUAGCAGAAAGGUCUACGAGAUUUAAUGUGAAACAAUGACCUUUGGAUUUAACCCUGGUCAGAUCAUUAGUUACUUUAGUCAGAGCAAUCUCAGAUGAAUGUGGGUGCGGAAGCUAGAAGAGAUUCGAGGAGGGAGUUUGUAUCAAGCGUAUCAGACGGGUACAGUCGUUCCAUAAACUUUGAAGAGAUGGGGAGCAUAGAUGUGGAGCUGUACUUAUUAGUCAAGAGAUGGCUUUUUAGGUACAACAGUAACAUGUUUAGGUGGGGUGGGGACUAUGCCAGAGGCAAGAGAGCCAUUGAAGAUAUGUGUCAAGGAGGCACAAGGCAAGGUGAGUGAGAUCUGAUAAGUUGUGAGGGAAUGGGAUCAAGGGACAACUGGUAGGCAGAGAGGAGAGAAGAAGUGCAGGUACAUCCUGUUCAGUAACUAGGGAGAAGACCUAAAGGGUAGAAGAGCGAGAUCAAUGCCAAGUUGACAGAGGAGUCAGGGGAGGAGAAUUAUUUUCUUAACUGAUUAAUUUUGUCAGUAAAAUGGCAUGCAAAGUUAUCAGCUGUAAGGUUAGUGUGUUGGGUGGCCACAGCUGGGAGAUGUAGAGAUUUGAAGGAGAUUGUGAGAGUAUGUACUAAUGAGAGAGGAAUAAUAUGACUGUAUAGCAGAGAGCUGCGCUGUACGAGUGUAGCAGAAUUUGUAAUGAAGAAAGUUUGGCAAGUUGCGAGAUUUCCUCCAGCAAGCUGAACAGGAGCUUUUUUGUAGGUAGUGGGUCGACUAAAUGUGCCAUGGUUGGAGAAGUGUCCACCUUGAGGUUAGGUUUUGAGUGGGGCUGCUUUGUCCAGGGUAGAGGUGAGGGUGGUGUUGUACAAGAAGAUAACCAGAGAGGGACAGAAGAAAAUAAGGAUGAAUAAGAGUUGAGGAUGCAGAUUAGCUGGCAGUUGCUGGAGAUCAAGAUAAUUAAGUUUUUUUUUUUUUCUAUGUUCAGAAAGGUUAGGGUGAGGAUGUUGGAUGAGGGAGCUAGGGAGAACAAAAUAUAAGUGGUGAUUUGAGAGAUGGAUCUUUAGAGACACGAGAGGCUGAAAAAAAAAUUGGUUACGGCUCUUACCAGUUACAUGUGUUGGAGAGGUUGCCCACUUGGAUACUUUAAGGGAGAAAGUAAUAGACGUUUUGAGGCCCCAGAGGUCAAAUGAUGGUUAAUUGGAAUGUGAAAGUCCCCAUGAAUUAGGGAUGGAAGGAAGUGGGGAAGUCGGGCAGUAAAUUGGUCUAGGACAGGGGUAGGCAACUUUUGGCACUCCUGAUGUUGUGGAAAAGCAAAAACCCCUAGCUUGCUACCUUUACUGUCAGAUCCUCUUGAGGUGUGAGUUAAUUGUAGACUACUGAAGGAUCAUGAGACAGAAGUAUACAUGCAUAUUUUCUUUGGGGUCAUAUGGCGGUGCACAAUCACUUUAGAUUGUAACCUAAUUUGGGCAGGGCUCUCUUUACCUACUGUUUCUUUAUGUCAUACGUAUUUUGCUAGAAUUAAAUAUUUGUCUUUUUUACCUUUUGUACAGUGCUGUGGAAUAUGUUGCUGCUACAUAAAUAAUUGUAAUUUCAUGUACUUUUUUUUAAAAUGUUUCAAUGAAGGGUCCUUUAAGUCCUUAUAUUUAGCCCCCUCCCCCAGAACCCUUCUUUUGCCAUAGCAGAGUGUUGUUGUUUUUUUUCUACUUUUUCUAAUACUGCAUCAUUUGGUUGCUAUUUGGUUAUGUUACUACUGCCAUUGGCUGAUGUUUUUUUUUUUAGUGGUUAUGGUGCCAGGAGUGACUUGGCAUCCUUCCACAUUAUGUAAUAAAAUCAAUUAAGAAUAGUUUGGCAACUUACCUGUGCAGGUCUGGAUGCUGUGUGUUAUCUGCCAGUGGGUGCCUCCCUUUUAAUGGGAUUUCACUUCAGUCAAUAGAGAAUGCUGACAUUCACCGCUGAAUUGUGACAAAUUAAAUUGGCAGUUCUGUAGCUUGGCAAAUAGACUUGUUUUUGCUUGCCAUAUUGCUAACAAGUGUUUAAAAAAACCAAACCAAACCAAAGGACGACAGACACCAGACAGUGAAAACCUAUAGAUAGACAUAAAUACCAGAUAAAACACUUAACCAGUGUAGACUCACAGGUAAUAAAGUUCCAAAUUGUGGAAGAGAAAGAAAAAAACUAAAAUAUCAUGGCACAAUACGUUUUUUACACAAAUAAAAUUAUAUAUAUCUCUCUCUAUAUCCACACGUAAACAAUAUUGCACAUAAAGAUACAUGUAUAAAUAACGCCUUGCCUUAUAGACUACAAGGACAUCUGCAUAGACCACUUAGCUGUAAGGGUUAAAUUCCAGCAGAUCUCCCAGUCGUGACUCGGGGCAUUCUCCAAGGAUGGUGUUCCUACAUGUAGCAGGGUAGGUACGGUCCAACACGUGCGCUGGUCUUUGUUUGAACAAGGCCUUCUUCACCUCUUGUAUCAGUUAUAUUCCCAUUUUAUAAUUGUAAACCGCUGUGCAAUAUGUUGGCGCUAUAUAAAUAAUGAUGAUAAUAAUCUGUCUGUGAGUGGUCCUAUAAGUGACUGCAUCCUCUAGUGUGCUUUAUCUCUUAUCUAGUAUCCUUUUUUUCAGUGUACUUUUUGUUUUCAAAUUGUUAGCAGGUGUAUGAAGAAUAAAACUUUAUUAGAGUUUAAAAUACACUUUCUUUUGGGUGCUACAGCAAAUCUUUAGCUGCUUUACAGUGAAUUUACUUUCCAUGUGGCCUCUCCUUUUAUUUAUAUGUCAAUUGAUCUUAUAUAAUCUGAUUUGAGUUCAUCGAUUUAUACAUCAGUAAAACUUUCUAUUCAUUUUUUCCUACAUAGUUUUCGACGUUUUUUUUUGUUUGGUUUUUUUGUCUCCUUCAUAUUUCCAGCUUGCAGCUUUUGGAAGAUUUUUCUUUUUGAUCGUUCACUUGCAAGAUGAUUAAGAGCCAAGUUGGUGUCUCAUGCUCCGAUUAUUUCUCGAAAGUUAAAUAAUCUGAGUUUGUUUGUGAUCUGGCAGCUGUGUCUUUUACAUACUGCUGCCACGUUUUACACGAAGAAUCAUUUCGCAGCUGAAACCACGAACCAGAACUGCAAGAUUGCUCAAAACAUUUCUGCAGACUGCUUCCUGGAAAAAAAUCAGUUAAGUUAUUUUUUUUUCUCUGUGGUUUGAUUGAUAGCAUUAAUGAAACCUUUGUGCAACAAACCUAACAAAUGUUUUUAACAUAUGGUUUGUUUGUUUUGUUUUUUUUUCUCUCUCCAUUGUUUUGCUUGCUUAUAAUGUGUCAGACAGAUCGAUACACAGCGCUACGGAACUUGUUUGCUCUUUAAAAAUAAUAAUAAUAACAACAAUACACAUAACAUACAACAGAUUGUUAAAGGAUUUUUUUUAUCAGGAAAUCAGUUUACCUCUUCCUUAUUAUUUUGUAUUGAUGUGGCACAAACACACUGUAAUGGUAAAAGCUGUUGAUUUAGUCUAUUUGGCUGUAUGGUAUCAUAUACAUUUUACGCGGACACAGAGGAAUUGUUUAUGAAGUAGAAAAUCCUUAGCUUUAGAGCUCUUAACUCUCAGACAAUUAUAGAUUUAACUGGACAGGCAUCUUUAAUACUUCAUUGCAAGUAAACCUAAAUUUUGGGGUGGGGAGAGGGGGUUGUUUUGUUUUUUUACGCUGUCUGAGAUCAUAAUUUGUUAAAGUACCACUAUAGUGCCAGGAAACUUGUGAUUAUAUUAUUAUAGUGUUAAUAGGUGCCCCCCUCCCGCUGGGCUAAAGUGGGAGGAAGAGGUUAAAAUCUUACCUUUCUUCAGCGCCGAGCUCCCUUGGCGCUGGGGACUCUCCUCCUCCUUCGGACAUCAUCGGCUGAAUGCACAUGCGCAGCAAGAGCCAUGUGCGCAUUCAGUCAGUCCAUAGGAAAGCAUUCUCAAUGCUUUCCUAUGGACACUGGCGUCUUCGCACUGUGAAAAUCACAGUGAGAAGCGCGGAAGCGCCUCUAGCAGCUGUCAAUGAGACAGCCACUAGAGACUGGAUUAACCCAUAUGUAAACAUAGCAGUUUCUCUGAAACUGCUAUGUUUACAGCAGGCAGGAUUAACCCUAGAUGGACCUGGCACCCAGACCACUUCAUUGAACUGAAGUACUCUGGGUGCCUAUAGUGGUCCCUUAAAUGAAUGAUAAAGUGGUUAACUUCAAAAUAUAUGCACUUUUGGAUGUACGCUGCCGUUCUUACAGCAUCAAUACUGUUGAACAUCAGCAAACAUCAAUGUUCAAUACUUUAGAAAUCAGCAAAUAUGUAUAAACAAAUCAGUGCAACUGAUCUAUACAAUUGAAAAGUUUUCCAAGAGUUUUCUGUUCUCCAUUUAAAAAUGGUUUAAAAAACCAACACCAAAAAAAACUACUCCCGUAGUCUUCUUGUACCAUAACUGCUACAAAAAGCUAUAGUGUUUGGAGUGUCUGUUUAAAAGAGGAGGGUGAGAUCUCUAGACCCCCAAUCAACCAUAGCUAUUAGAUGUGUUGAUAUGAGCUACUUGUAUUUACUUUCCUCCAAAGUGCAUCACUUUUAGAGUGACAGUCUUGCUUUUCAAUCAGAAUACCCGUUUUGUUGUUUGUUUUUUUGUAAAUCCUUAUUUGUUCAGUAGAUUUUUAGAAAGACAUAAACAAUGAAGGAGAUUUGUCUAAAGAGUAAACAUAGCACACAUCAUUUUAUAAACAAAUGUAAGAAAAGGUAAUGACCUUUUAGAACCAACUUGUGUUUCUUUAUUAUCUAGUUGUGUUUCUCUUUAAAAGCUUAUACUUGGGGUUAAAUACAAGUGAUGUGUAUUACUUUAUCAUAGCAAUAAAACAGUAAUGUAUGUGGUGUCUGAAUGUGUCACAGCUAUAAAGCUCACAGGAAAGUUUGAGUAAACAACAGUGAUUAUAAGUGUGGGCAAUUAAGAAAUUGGCUUUUUGUUGUGUAGUUGGCUAUCAAAAGCUCAUAAUUGCACCUAGACAUUCUCAGAAAUGCUUUGCUAACCAGGCUUCGACUUCCGCUUUCUAAAUUUUUUAUAUUUAUCUAAUUCUCUUACCUAAACAGGUUUCACUAAUGAAUCAUCAGUCAUGAAAUGUGAUUGAUUAAUUGGGGGGAAGUUUAUUGCGUACAAUGAUUUUGUAAAAUUUGGUUAUUAAACUGCAGAAAGCAAGAUUUCAUAUCUUUUGAAUUUGUUUAAGUUAACUUUUGUAUGUGAAAAUCCCUAAUUAAAUAUUCAAAUGUUCCCCUUCUUAUGCAGGAUGAAAAGGUUUCACCAUUGAAGUGAUGUUGUCUCUUUAACAGGGUCAUUUUGGAAAGGAUGCAGAGUGGACUGAGUGACCUAAACCAUUGCUUACCGUGCAUUUAGCGCAUUUGAAUGUCACAUUUUUGGGAAAUUUGACAAUCAAAAUGCCAUCUUCAGGUAGCACGCAGUCCCCAGAGGACACCAAGUGCCUCCUGUCUCCAGAAAAGACAAAAGGGAAAGGCUCAUAUCAUUUAGGUCCUCUCUUUGCUCAUCGGACUGAGAAGAUCGUGAUCACUCGCAGCGACAGUGUGCCUGAAGAGAAUGUAUUAAAAAUCACUAUCACCGAGACAACCGUUCUUGAGUCGGACUUGGGGGUCUGCAAUACUCGAGCACUCAUCUACCUCACUUUGUGGUUUUUCUUUAGCUUCUGUACACUGUUUCUCAACAAAUACAUACUCACCUUACUGGAAGGAGAACCAAGCAUGUUAGGUAAGAUCUUCUACCUUGAUUACCUAGAGAUUCAUACUAUGUGUUUUGCUGUUUUACCAGAGUAACCGUGUCUUUGUUCCCGUCCCUACUUUUCCCAUUACUGGGAUUGUCUUAAUUGUUAUUGCAUUAUCAUUACUACAACUAAUGCAUUCUACCUUUUUAAUGGACGCUUAUAUGUUUUGGCAAACUUUUGAAGGUGAGAUUAGGACAAGUUAGUUAUAUUUAUUUUGCAUCCAGCUGAGUUAAACUAUUUCAGAAUGAAUACCUAUAAAAUAAUGCAAAUCUAAACCUAUAUAAAACCUCAGUAUAAGCAUUUUCAGAUUUAAAAAUAAAAAAACCAAAACAUCUAAUGAGACCCACAUCUUAAAAGGAAAAAAUAAACAGUCGAAAAUAUCUUUUUAACAAUUACAUAAAAUAUGUAAUCCAAAACAGACUAUAUAAAAUGCAUCGGUAUCAAUAAAUAAUGAUUAACUAUUACAAAAAAAAAAAUAAUUCCGUACACUGUAAACUACUUCACUAAGCUGCAGUGGUUAUGGUGCCGGAAUACCCUGGCACGGCCCUCCCCCCAUUGUAAAGAGUUAAGCCAUUUAAGAAUUGUUUGGCUUCUUACCUGGGGUCUGCUGGACAAUACUUGCUGUCUCCACUGCAAGCCAGAAGCUCUGGUCACUAAGCUAAGACCGGUGGUGCAAGGCUUAGCUCAUUGGAUGAGAAGAUCAGCUGACACUCUCAGCCAAUGCACUAGCUCAAAGCUGCAGAGCUUAGCUCAUGAAAGUUAACCAAAGCUUCUGAGCAUGAUCUUCCAAUUCCCACUAAGCUGUAGAGGAGGCAGGGAGCAGAAUCCAAUAAACCCAGGUAAGUAGCCAAACCAUUCUAAAAAAAAAUAAAUGACUGCAUACAAUGGGGAAGAGAGGGGGUGGGACCAAGCACUCCUGUUACCAUAACCGCCAACGCUAUUUUGGAAGUGUUUAUAUCUGCAAUGCAUAAUAUUAUCAUAAAUACAAUUAAUAUAUACGUUCUUGUGCUUUAUUUAACCCCCUUCACUACAAAGUGAUUUGCAAAACAUUGCAUCAUCUCUGUAUAUCCCCAUGUAUAUUAAUUUGUAUAUGUUGUCCUAUUACCAUAACAUUACCCAAUCUAUAUCACCCGCAUAUUGCAGCCAUGUUGCAUGUUUGGACACGCACACACUGGUGCAUACAGACACACAUGGACAGAUACAGACAUACAGAUUGUUUAUCUGGAUGUUUGCAUGUCUAACUGGUUUUGUCAGGCAUCAUGUAUCUGUAUAUGUGCCUGUGAGUUUGUUUCUGGCAAUGAGUAUCAUUGUGUGUGUAUAUCUGGGACACUGUCUGGAAUGCAUCUGUGUCUGUGACCACAAGGGAGCAUCGGCAUUAAUUUUUUUUAAUUGCAAUGUCCAGUAAGGUCAAAUAGUUCUUUAAAUUAACCUCAUCCUGAAAAAGGAUUUUGAAGAAUUUAGGAUAGUAGUAAAGUCUGCUAUAUAGGCUAAUAUGCUCUUUUAUUGAUAUUUCAAUAUCAGGUGCUGUGCAAAUGUUGACCACUACCUUUAUUGGUUGCAUCAAGAUGUUCAUUCCCUGCUGUCUGUACCAGCACAAACCACGUCUUACCUACCCUUCAAACUUCCUCAUGAUUAUGCUUUUUGUGGGUAUAAUGAGGUGAGUGCACUUAACGCAGAGCACGUGUUUUUCAUGCCACUCAUGAUGUUGGGGAAACUUGUACUGAUAAACUCUAUAGGUCACUGAAAGGUAUUAAGAAUAUUAUGCGAUUUAUUGUGGUAUCACACAAUAAAUGAAGUCUUAGGCAAUGGCGUACACACGAUCCAUCUUGCCCCGGUGCAAAAAUUGAUCCUUGGGCCCCCUUGUCCCCCCCAUUUACUCUGCGUGGGCCUGGACCGCAAUACAUGGCUGCGGGCACCUGGUCGCAGGGCUGCGACCCCUGCGAACGUGGUAUGUACGCCACUGCAUGCAAAUACACUUAAAGGACCACCAUAGGCACUCAGAUCACUUCAGCUCAAUGAAGUGGUCUGGGUACCAGGUCCCUCUAGUUUUAACCCUGCAGCUGAAAACAUAGCAGUUUCAGAGAAACUGCUAUGUUUUUUACUGAGGGUUAAUCCAGCUGUCUCAUUGACAGCCGCUGGAGGUGCUUCCGUGAUUCUCACUGUGAGAAGACGCUGGACGUCCAUAGGAAAGCGUAGAUAGGUAGUACAAGCGCUUUUGUAUGUGCUAUUAAAUAUGAAUAAUACCAGACAAAUAUGAUUGGGCUGCUAUAUCACCGUGAUUAUCUUUUUAUCAUAGGAAAAGUGAAAAAAGUGGAAAAUAUCGGUGUAGCGCUCUAUAAUAGUGGAUCUCCCGGAAUGAGUAAAAAAGACUUAGCUAUACCUUGAUGGGUUGUUUGUAUUUAUAGCUAGUCCCAAUAUAUCCAGGUAAACCUUAAAUCAAAAACAUAAAUGUACAAAACAUAGUGUAAUCUGUAUACCAAAUGUAAAUAGAAAUAAAGUACAUAGGUAUCUAACUCACACUUUAUUGAGCUGAUAUACUAGCUCAAGUAUCUGCGCCUUAGGGUCCGAAAAGGAGGGGAAGGGUCGCCUUUACGGACCCUAAGGCGCAGAUACUUGAGCUAGUAUAUCAGCUCAAUAAAGUGUGAGUUAGAUACCUAUGUACUUUAUUUCUAUUUACAUUUGGUAUACAGAUUACACUAUGUUUUGUACAUUUAUGUUUUUGAUUUAAGGUUUACCUGGAUAUAUUGGGACUAGCUAUAAAUACAAACAACCCAUCAAGGUAUAGCUAAGUCCAUAGGAAAGCGUUGAGUAAUGCUUUCCUAUGGGCGGUAUGAAUGCGCGGCGCAUGCACAUUCAGAGCUGAGAGGCAGAUCGGGGUCGAGAGAUCCCCAGCGCCAAGGGAGCCCGGCGCUGGAGAAAAGUAAGUGCUGAAAGGGUUUUAACCACACACACACACACACACACACUCUCUCUCACAAACAGACGCAUACACACUAGCUAACAGACACACACAUUUACUGACAGACACACUCAGUGACAGACAUACAUACUCUCAAUGAGAAACAUACACUAACAGGCACACACAAACUAACACUCUCAGUAACAGACACACACAGUAACAAACUCACUGACACACACUAACACACACACACUGACCCUCACUAGCAGACACACACUCCAUAACACACACACACACACACACAAAAACUAACACUCACUAACACAUAACUAACACACAUAUAGACACACACUCAUAUUUAUUUAUUUAUUUUUAUAUAUAAUCCCCCAGCCUCCCUACCUUUUGGAGUGCUGAGGGGAUUCCCUGGGGUCCAGUGGGGCUGCCUGGCCAGCCGGUCCUGCAGGCGGCGAGGGAGCAUUCUCCCCUGAGCGCUCUCUGCCCAGCUCCCUCGCGCGCCACUUACUGAUGCUGGAGACGGAGUGAUGUCAUAUUCCGGCCCCGGCAUCAGUGCGGUGUGCGCGAGGGAGCUGGGAGAAUGCUCCCUCGCGUGCGCGCCCGCCCAGUGACAGCACUGCCAGCCUCUGGGGGGCCUGAGGUGGCCAGCUCCUGGGCUACGCAGGAGAAGAGGCUGGCAAACUGGUGUACAUACCCGGUCGCAGCUGCGACUGCGGUAUGUACGCCAGGGGUCUUAGGGAUGGUGAUAACUUUGGAAACAUAUCAUCCAUUAAACAUACAAGAACUAGAAGUAUCCAUCUUUCCCUGCAAAGCAAUGCUAGAUAUGGCCACUUUUGAUCAUCACUUUUUAUAUACCUCUUAAAGGGACACUAUAGUCACCAGAACAACUACAGCUUGUUGUAUUUGUUCUGGUGAGUAUAAGCCCUUCAGGCUUUUUGCUGUUAACACUGUCUUCUCCGAGAAAAUGCAUUGUUUACAUUACAGCCUAGUGAUAACUCCCCUAGCCACUCCUUAGAUGGCUGCUAGAGGUGCUUCCUGGAGCAGUGCUGCACUUUCCUCAUAGAGAUGCAUUUCCUCUAUGAGGAGAUGCUGAUUGGCCAGGUCUGUGUUUGACUGGUGCUGACUCUGCCUCUGAUCUGCCUCCUUGACAGUCUCAGCCAAUCCUAUGGGGAAGCAUUGUAAUUGGCUCAGAACAACACCUCUGCAAAUGUCAGCAGGCAGGUCAGGGGCAGAGGCAGCAGUUUCAGACUUGAAUACAAGUAAGAUUUUACUAUAUUUAGGGGGUGGGGGGCUAGAUGGUGUUUUUAACACUAUAGGGUUGGUAAUUCAUGUUUUGUGUUCCUAACCCUAUAAUGUUCCUUUAACUUCACAUAUCUGUUUUUCUGUCCCAUCAUGGAGACAGAACAAGUCAGUCUCAUAAAAGAAUGUGGGCCCAGUGUCUCUACAUCUAUCUAUAGUUCUCAUUUUUUAGGCUGACAGGCAGUAUGCCUAGUUGCCCAUCACUCCACUCCCCAGACAGAUUUCUCACUCUGAGCCAAGCUCAUUGGAGACAGGCCAGGGCACAGUGUGUUGCAAUUAAUAUCUUUAUUUUAAUAAGCUAUUUAUAUCACUCUCACUGUUGCAAUUAGUAGAAAUUAGUAGAAAUUCUCAAGUAUGCAGUGACAUGCACCAGGGGUCAUGUAGGUUAACUAUUGGUAAGAUUACUUUAAGUGCCUUAUUUUGGGUGAAUUUUGUACAUAGAAGUGUGUGGAUUCCUAGUGUUUCUUACUAGGUUCCCUUAAAUAAUUCAUGUGGCAGUGUAGUUAUGAGUGUGGUGUAAUUAUAUAUGGUUUACUUUAGUUUAUUUGUUUUUGUGUUUUUUUUCCACCAGGUUCGCAACUGUGGUGCUAGGACUUGUGAGCUUAAAGAAUGUGGCGGUUUCUUUUGCUGAAACAGUUAAAAGCUCAGCCCCCAUAUUUACUGUCAUAAUGUCAAGACUUAUAUUGGGAGAGUACACUGGUAAGGAUUGAUUAAUUGUUUAUUAUCUAUGACUUGCUGGAAGUGGUCUGUGCCAUGCUGUACAAUUAUUAUGUAAACUUAAUCCAUGGUUAUGUAUACAGCUGACUAUUAAUUUUAUGACUGGUACACAGAUUCAUCUCAGAUUGCAACAUGCAAUGAGACUCAAGUGUCACCUGUUUUUAAUUAAAGGACCACUCUCGGCACCCAGACCACUUCAGCUUAAUGAAGUGGUCUGGGUGCCAGGUCCUUCUAGGGUUAACCCAUUUUUUCAUAAACAUAGCAGUUUCUGAGAAACAGCUAUGUUUAUGAAUGGGUUAAGCCUUCCCCUAUUUCCUCUAGUGGCUGUCUCAUUGACAGCCGCUAGAGGUGCUUGCGUGCUUCUCACUGUGAAAAUCACAGUGAGAGCACGCCAGCGUCCAUAGGAAAGCAUUAUGAAUGCUUUCCUAUGUGUCCGGCUGAAUGCGCGCGCAGCCAGCCGACGGGGGGGAGGAGGAGGAGAAGAGGAGGAUCGGAGGAGGAGAAGAGGAGGAUCGGAGGAGGAGAGCUCUCUGCCCAGCGCUGGAAAAAGGUAAGUUUUAACCCGUUUCCCCUUUCUAGAGCCGGGCGGGAGGGGGACCCUGAGGGUGGGGGCACCCUCAGGGCACUAUAGUGCCAGGAAAAUGAGUAUGUUUUCCUGGCACUAUAGUGGUCCUUUAAAGGAACAAUCCAGUGUUAUCUAUGAAUACAUUUAUGUAUAUCACUGGAGCGUUCUACUGCAAUUUUAGACUACUUUCCUGCCUUCCUGAAAAAAAGGGCUACUUACUAGUAAUUCUAGCAGUGAGACAGUCCUCUCCCUGCCACUCUGCUUCACCCGUCGGGAAUUCAUCACUACCGAUGAUAUACCAGCCAAUAGAAAGCUCCUCAUUCAGAAGCAUUAUGAUGAAAGAAGCUUGCAUGGCAAUCGCUGUGCUAUGUCUGCUUUGCAUGCAUGGCAAUCGCUGCGCUGUGUCUGAAUUCAAUGCUGCAUAAAGGCACAAAGCAAUUGAGUAGACCACCGUAAUUGACAGCUGGGAAGGUACAUCCCUGCAAUAGUAUGGGGCACUUCCUCGGCAUGGUAACGCAGGUUAGGGGUUUUUUGUUUGUUUUUUUUCCUUUCCUUUCCUUUUCCUUAUUAUUUCUUUUUUUCUCUGGGGUGGGAGGACUGUGCUAGUAUGGGUUACUCUAACAAAACAGUGUUUUAUUAAAACUCUGUUUUUUUUGGCUGGAAUAACCCUUUAACAUAAUUAAGGAAGAUGCUUAUGAGCUACAUUUCCAUGAUAUUCAUUCUUUCAGGUAUCAUAGUUAUCUAUGUUAUAGAGGAUAAAAUAUAUAUAUAUAUAUAUAUUUUUUUUUUUAUCAGGGGAAACCAACUAACAUCUGCCCAGCCGUUACUGAAUCUCAUUUCCCAUUAUUUUCUCAUACCCAUUGGCCAUCCAGCAGCAGGCUGAGGAUCAUGGGAUUUGUAAUUCAGCAAAAUCCAAAGAGCUGUCAGUUGCCCUGCUUUGAUCCUUUGAUACAUUGUGCAUGCAAAUAUUGAUAACCUUUGUUCUUUCCCUAUAGGAUUGAUGGUGAACCUGUCUCUUCUUCCUGUCAUGGCUGGUUUGGCUCUCUGCACUGCUACUGAAAUCAGUUUUAAUUUACUGGGCUUCUCUGCUGCUCUGUCCACAAAUAUCAUGGACUGGUGAGAUUACAGUGAGGUUUGGGAGGGGAAUGAAUGACGUGUAGAUCGCAAAUGUGGUUCAAAGUUCGAAAAGUGAAGCAAUCAGCUUCAUUCCAUUCCAUUGGUUUUAGUGGUGAUUGCUCAAGAGGUGAGAGGUGACUAGCCCUUAUAUCUCCAUGAGCUUUGGAAUUUAGUCAUUUUCUGUUUUGUUAAUCACAUAUCGGCGCUCUAUCUUGCUUAGCCAGCAACUUGCCUAACUUACUGUUAGAAGAAAAAAUUAGAAUAUAUGAGUUUAGACACUACUGCAGGACUUUACAUUUAUUCCCAUAAUGUGAGUUUUCACUCCGUACUAAUACUCUCCAUGAAGUCAUUACCUGUUAUGAUGUAACUCUUAAUGGAGUAUAAGGAAGAACUCACCUUUACAAGCCUAUAUUAACAGGAUACUGCUGAAAUUGCCUUGCAGGUUACUCUAAACACCAUAACUACCCCCAUGUCAUUGAAGUUGUUAUGGUGCAAAUACCCUGCCCCAGCCUGUCUUUUUAAAAAUGUCGGGACUGCCACCGUAGGCUGUCAGUCAGCCAACUGGAAUACUUUCUUUUAGGCUUGGUUUCAGCACACACAGCAUUAUAACCCCAAACACAUUGCAGUGUACCCAUGACUGGGUGAGUUAUACACAUUGGCAAAGCUCCUGCUGUCUGGAUCUUAGGCAAUUUAACUCUCUAACUCCAUGGUAAAGGAAAAACAUAAAUGGGUUCUGGUUUUAACUUCUGCCCUUAGUAGGUGGAGUGAUCAGAGAAAGACAAAUGCAAACCGCUCUGUUGAGAAUUUUAUGUCUCAUCAAAUUGAUUGCAAGUAAUUGUCUGCCUCUGCUGGACUGCAACUCCUAUUAUACUCAGUGAGCUACAGUGUUUGUCUGAAGAAUUUUAUCUUCAUAUAACAAGCCAGCAUUUUAAUGGGCAGAUAAGGAGUAUUACUAUAAAUUGACCCUUGAACUUAUUUUUGGGGAAGGGGUGGGGGCAUGGGCUUUCUUGGUGUUACCAAAGCUUUGUUAAUUCUUCCUCAGUUUCCAGAAUAAUUGCAGUGUGCUAAAUGGUGCAUUUGUGGCUCACUUGUUGAGGACUUUUCUCUAAUGUCCCAAGAAGGUAGGAACCACACCAAAUUCAGGACUGUUGAGGGGUGCAGGGUUUUUUUAUUUUUUUGCAUCAAAUCUGCUUUAUCCAAUUUCACAUAACCUGUUUUCUCUCUUUCUCUCCCCUCAGUUUGCAGAAUGUCUUUUCCAAGAAGCUGCUCAGUGGAGAUAAAUAUAGAUUUUCGUAAGUAUACUUCUCAUUGCCAGAACCAGAAAUUUAAAAGCCACAAAGCAAAAUGUCAUGUGUUGUCCCCACCCUCCAAAUUAUAUGUAAAAUGACAUACAUCCACUUAGCCAGUUUUUAUAGUAAUAUGAGUAACUGCAGCUAGUUUAAAAAAAAAUAAAAAGCCUAUAAACUGAGGGGAAGGAUUUUUUUCUUUGGUUUUGUGGGGGACAGGGGUUCUAUUUACCCAAUUUUCAAAUAAUUACAUGCGUAGAGAACAAAUAGUGCAAAAGAUGGAUAUGUGAAAGCCCUAUGAUCAGCGGUGGCUGGUGUUAAGAAACUUUUGUCUUUUGUUUUGUUUUGUUUUUUUUAUCUUCAUUUACGAAGUAUCCAACCCCUGACCAAUAACUGAAUAAUUGAAUUUAUAUGAAAAGCAAAAUGUGUUGGUACAGGUACAAAUUGAAAAUGUUCCAUGAUUCCUCAUGCCCAGCAGAAGACCAUAUUUGUACGUGCCCAGCAUGCAUGUAUGUGCAUAGCAUCAUGGACAGAUGUUGGCGAUCAUAGUAAUGUGCAGGUGAAAUUGAUUUUAUACAUUCCUCACUCCAGAAAACACUUCAGUAAGUUUACCCCUGUGAGAAAACAUUUAUUUGUAACCAAUUUAGGAGACUUUUCCAGUUUGAAUGGUUUGAUCGUUCCAUUCAUAUGGGGUAAGGUACUUCUUGGGCCUUUCACAUGAUUUGUAUGACUGGCCCAUGUGCAUUUAUUCUGUUAGGAUUAACCCUUGUACUCCCACUUGAUAUUCAAUCUGCAAUAGUGAACUUCAAUAAACUGAUGUUAAUAUGCUUCCUGAUAUACAGUUUACUUUAUUUGGGUGUUUGUCUCCACAGACCACCAGAGCUCCAGUUUUACACCAGUGCUGCUGCAGUGAUCAUGCUAAUCCCUACGUGGAUAUUUUUCAUGGUAAUGGAUAUUCGCUUUCUAUUCAAGCAGUUAUAUGGCUGUCUUCAGCAUGCUCACAUUGACUAGAUUACCUGCAAUUGUUUCUGUGUGACAGAAACUCAAGUCAUCCAAAUCCUAAAUGUGUGAGGGGCAUUUCCAACCAUUUCAAGGUUAAAAACAAAAUAUAUUUAUACCAAAACAAUGGACACAAUGAAUCACUCAGACCAUAAAGCCCAUUCAAAGGUGCAGAACAUUUCUACGUAUGUAUAUAAUGCAUUUUAUCGCAGAGAGGGUCACUGCCAAUAGUUUAUUCUUGCAUGCAGAGUUUUUUGUUUAUCCUAUAAUUUGAAUCCUAAAUAUAUUAUGAUUGGCUGAAAGCACCAAGCGGAAUUAACCUAUGAUUUCAAACACAUUGAUGUCACCUUUCAACUCUCUUUACCUGCUUUCCCCUAAAUUUAUUAAAGGACCGCUAUAGUGCCAGGAAAACAUACUCGUUUUCCUGGCACUUUAGUGCCCUGAGGGUGCCCCCACCCUCAGGGUCCCCCUCCCGCCAGGCUCUAGGGGGAGGAAGGGGUUAAACUUACCUCUUUCUCUAGAACCGGGCGGGGUGCUCUCUUCCUCCCUCUUCUUCCGUCAACGGCUGAAUGCGCAUGAGCGGCAAGAGCCGCGCGCGCAUUCAGCCAGUCCAUAGGAAAGCAUUCUCAAUUCUUUCCUAUGGAUGCUGGCGUCUUCUCACUGUGAAAAUCUCAGUGAGAAGCGCGGAAGCCCUCUAGCAGCUGUCAAUGAGACAGCCACUAGAGGCUCUAUUAACCCAUAUGUAAACAUAGCUGUUUCUCUGAAACGGCUAUGUUUACAGAAAAAAGGGUUAAUCCUUGCUGGACCAGGCACCCAGACCACUUCAUUAAGUUGAAGUGGUCUGGGUGCCUAUAGUGGUCCUUUAAAGAAAAAAGGGAAUUGGGGGCACACGCGGAACAUUCAUCUUACAGGAAUGGUACUGCUGAAGGGACUAAGGAACAACAAACCAAAAAAAAAAAAGUUUUAUCAAUAUGGCCAUAUGAUGGAAUCGAAUCCCAACAUUUGUUUGCGGACAUAGGUGAUAUUAAGUAGCCUUAUAAAGUUUUAAAAAGUUUAUGUGCGCCGUUCCUUGGUCAAUAUAUUUUCCUAAAUUUAUGGUAUCUUGCAGUAAUAAAACACAUAACUGGCAAGUACCAUGGCAUAUUCACGUGCAUUUUUACUUCUGUCUAAGAACAAAUUUCAUGUAAAGACUUUACCAACUCAUGAAGAAAUAUGGCUAAUCAUUUUACUCACAGUUGCGUAUAAGCAGACUAUGGAACCAUGGCUAUUUUGUGCUAUAUCUCCCAGAAUGCUUAGCUGCUCUCUGGUUAGUUCAGAAUGCAUGCCAAUUCCAUUCCACUAUGGAAAAUGGUGAUUUAGCUUACUGUGUCAGAUUAAUUCACUUUCAUUCCUGGAGGACAAAAUGCAGAUUAUGUUAAAUAGAUUAUUGAAUGCCUAUAAAGAGGUUCAGUUUAUUUAAUUCAGUGUUUUUUAAACCUUGUUUAGUUCAUGAUGUUUAAGACAAGCCCUUAGUUGAGCAAGGGAUAUUGCUAGAGCACAUUCAAGAUGUUUCUGUUAAUAGAAUUACUUGAUAAAUUAUGAUUUUGAUGAAAUGUGUAAUCAUUAUUUUCUCAAACAUAUUCAUGUAUGUAGUUAUGUUCUCUGCUGAUAUAGGCUUGGUAAAUGUAUGUACCCCUAUCUUAGCUACUAAAACCCCUUAAUUUGCAUUGUUCUCCCCCAAAGACAAUGGUUUAAAAGAAAUUGACAGGUUGAUUGUAAAUGUCUGUAACAGAUUCUUUGUUUAACAUAGGACAUGCCAGUGAUUGGUAAAAGCGCCAAAAGCUUCAAUUACAAUUGGGAUAUCAUUGUGCUCCUCCUUAUUGAUGGUGUUUUAUUCCACCUACAAAGUGUCACGGCAUACGCCCUCAUGGGAAAAAUCUCACCGGUGACAUUCAGGUAAAUGGGAUUUUUUUUUACAUUUACCUUCAGUGUGCAAGGAUCAUUGGCUGUGAGAAUCUGUGGUUGAGUUUUGGAAAGCUGUAUCUGUGCGAGCAAAUCACAUAUUAGACUUGUAACAUUACAAUCUGUUAAAAUUAAGUUGAAGAUUCACGUAUAGUAUGGGAGGAUUUUACACAUAGGGUUAGCUACUUUUAUACAAACAGUAUAGUCACUGUAUAAAAAUAUGCUUUUUGGCUAUAUUUUUCUAUUACCAUUUAAAACACCAAUACAGAGCUAUUUACAGCUGUGCUUAAUUGUACCUAGAUACAGCUUAUACCCUUUUAAACAAUAAUUGAAGAACAGUAGUUCAUGUAAAUGAUAUAAUCUUUAUUUCUGCCAACAACCGUAUGUUACAUUGUCACUUCCCUGUAAACAGAUCCACUGAUAAGUGUGUGUCUGAGAAUGUACAAAAAAAAACUGAGAGAUAAAUAUGUGUUAUGUGUCUAGUUAUCUAUGUGUUGUUUUUUUGGUUAAGUUGUCGUGAGGCUACUAUUGGUUUAGGCAGCAGUUUUAUUUGUCGUCUUUGAUGAAAAUAAUUGCUCCAAAGUACUGCCCCACAUGUUCCAUAAACCCACUAUUAGUUGUCUUUAAUGGAGUUCUUACUGGUCAGUUUAACAUUUUAGAAUCUUGAUGUACCAAUAGAAACGUAAUAGGUAUCUUUCUUAUGUUUGGAGGAAAAUAUCAGUAUCUAACCUAAGUCUUGUUAUCAUUGGUUGCCUCUGUGGUGUCCCAGAAAAUGACUGAAUAGUUAAAUUUAGCUCUAAACUAGAUUGUCACAAAUACAGGACUGUGAUAACUUACAUGCUUUAGUUGAGUGACUUAGCGUGAUGGCUAAGUUGGCUAACACACAAAGUCAGGACGUCCGGGUAUCCAAUAAGUACAAAAACAACAACAAAAAAGACUAGCCAGCUCCAUACUGUGAUUAUAUUAUUUAGCUCCCUAACAUAACAAGUAUUUUGGCAUUAUAAUAUAUCAGCAAAUAUUAUCAUUGCAGCUUUUAUUGCUUUGUUCGUUCAUAUAUGGUGGUAUGGGAGAUCUAAAAAUUAAUCUUUUUUUAAAAUCGUAGUGGAAAUAUAGGACAGAUUUCUAACACUUGAGUUAUCACCAUGAGAAAAUGACUGCUCCACCUUUUAGAAUGCACUUUGGUCAGAUCUUCUUUAUGCAUAACUUUUAUUGUAUGCGUUGAUUAUUGUGGUCUUUUCUAUAAAUAUCUGUUCUGAUUGUUUCUUGUCUGUCUUUUUGGUUGUAUAAUUAUACAUACAACCACAGAGCCUAUUAAAAGUGAAAUGACACUUCUCUAGACUACUCUAUUGGACACAACAUUGAAAAUCUUUGAAAAUGAACUAUAACUUGUGUUAUGACAACAUAAUCCACUUCAGAAAAAGGUUAGCGCUGUCAACAAUGGUUCACAGUGAGCCGUUCAGUUCCAGUAUAGAAAUAAAUACAGCAGUGCGGAUUCAUACAUUUAAAUUUAUUUUUCAGACGUCACAAACACAUAUUUGUCAAAUAGAAGGAAUAAGCAAACAUAAUAAUAAAAAAAAAUUAAUUAGAAAAAUAUAACCAAUUCAGAGAUUUGACAGCCCUCCUUUCAUAGCUUUCCCCUUGCAUAUUUGUUCUAACAGUGACUGACAAUGUAGAAUUUAGUCUAAUUGUGAAGUCUUGAUAUACUGUAUUGUUGAUGUCUUGGUAUAACAGAUGGAACCAUUUUUUAAAAUUUAUUUAUUUUUUUUGUCUUUGCAGCGUUGCCAGUACCGUGAAGCAUGCUCUGUCUAUUUGGCUCAGUAUUAUUGUGUUUGAUAAUAAGAUUACCAUCCUUUCUGCCAUUGGGACGGUUUUUGUCAUCAUUGGGGUAAUGCUUUAUAACAAGGCCAGGCAGCACCAACGAGAAUCUUUUCGCACAUUAAGUGCCCAGACAGCCAUUGAGGGCUCUGAGCAGUUAAAAGGACAGGAUCAGAAAUCUCAUGGGAAAUAACAUUUACACCAUUACCACUGCCUAUUAAUCCUGCCAUUGAAAUCUGAUUUCCGCGCUAGCAGAGAAUUAACAACAAAGUGUCUGUCUGCUUUCCAGGGCACGGUAAAUUGGAGCUUGCAGUACUAUGAAGUGUUGAAUCCAAUUAGGUUUCUCCUUGCAUCAUAACCCAUAUCCAAUUAUGAGUCAUGUCCAAAUCCCGAUGCUCUGUAGCCCUGUGGACUGUACUAGUAAUUGUUUACAACAGGAUUUCGGAGACCACUUCCACCCACGAAGUACAAAUGCACUUUUCAGGAGCUAAGAAGCUGUCAAAUUUAAAAGGGAAUUUAUAUAUUUUUUUCUUCUUUUUACAGCAUUUAUGCCUGGAAAGAAAGGUUUAAAAAAAAAACAAAAAAAAACUUUGAACUUGUUUGCAAGGUUGGAAUUACCAUUAUGCCUCUUACUGUAAAUGUCAAUGCAAAAUUAGGACUGACUGUAAAGUCCUAUUUAUGUACCGGGACCAUCCAUCUAUAUGUUCUCUGCUAAGGAAAAGACACAUUUUUUUGAUUAAUGAAAUGUUCUGAAAAAAGCUAUUAAUAUUUUAUUGGUGUGAUGUCAUCCUCUCCUGUCACAGAUUCAGUUGCUCAGUUACAUCCAUUUACCUUUUUGUUCUCAUUUAUACCAGAAACAUGUUAUCAGAGAAGUGCCUACUUCAGAUGAUCAGGGUCAGGCAGUAAAGUUCUGCAGUAACAGCAAGAGGACGUUGUAAUCAUGAAAAGGAUCUAGAGUCCCUUACUAUCUAUUUACAUAUAGAAAUAAUUGCUCCCUACAGGUAGCAGUAAGUGGAUUUAGGCAACCUUCAUGAUUCGGUGUGAAGCAUUGGGGUUUUCCAUACAGAGAAUAAAAUAACGUAUCUUUAAAAGUAUAUGCCAUUCUAUCCACAUGUUAAAGGAGCAUUAUAGGGUCAGAAACACAAGCAUAUAUUCCUGACCCUAUAGCGUUAACACCACCAUUUAGGUGGCUUGCCCCAUUAACACUCUUAAAAGGUAAUAAAACUUACCUUAUUUCCGACCCUGAACCGCCUCCUUGCUGACAUAAUCAGAUUUUCUGAUUUUUAGCCAAUCGAAUGAUUUCCCAUAGGAAAUCAGCAAGGAGGGGGGGCGACGGCAAGGCAAAACUCUGGAUUGGCCAAUUAGCACCUUCUUAUAGAGAUGCAUUGAAUCGGUGCAUCUCUAUGAGUAAAACUCAACAGCUCUUCAUGGGGCAGCUCUGCCCCAUGAAGCAUCUCUAGUAGCCAUCUGAGUGGCUGCCAGUGGAGGUAUCCCUAGGGGGGCAAUGUAAACACUGCCUUUUCUCUGAAAAGACAGUGUUUACUGCAAAAAGCCUGAAGGGAAUGAUUAUAUUCACCAGAACAAAUUCAAUAAGCUGUUGUUGUUCUGGUGACUAUAUUGUCCCUUUGAGUGUAUAUUGUUUCAACAGCUUCUACCCAAGAAGCAAAAGUUAACACUAAAAAUAAAACAGUCUAGUGGUUUUUAUAUCCCUUGCGAUGAGUAUAUCCAGUAUAACCAGCCAUAAUUUAUAUUUUUAUACAUUUUUUUUUUUUUUAUUCUUUAUUUUUGCAGUGCAUGUAUAAUUGACAAACAGUUGUCUGCAUCAAAUAUCGGUAUCAUACAAGAUUUUGUAACUAAGGUUCUUGUGGUUUAAGGUAGUUUGUCUGCACCAUUUUAUGUGUGUUGUUAUCAGAGAGUAGUCUAUCAAGGUCAGUCGUGGUGUAGCUUACGAGAGUUGUAUAUUCGUGUGGGUGAGUGGUGAUCCGAGGGACAUGGCUUGGAGUGCUGGUAUGCGGGCUGUAAAGUAGCAGGACAUAUGGCAUAGUUCUCAUAGGUAUUGUGGCGUUGUUUCUCAUGGCCCCUUUCUCUGAGUGAUGUGCCCCCUACCUUGGCGGUAAUGGGGGGGGGGGUGUAUUUCUCACCUGGGUCGGUAGAGGUGUGUAUUGUCCCGAUCUGUUAGUCGUGGUCUGCGGUCAGUGUUAUGCUGUAUCUGGUAGUGUGCUCUCAGUGUGUGUGUGUGUGCAUAAUCAUAACGAUAAACAGCAGACCCCUAACGAUAAACAGGAUUUUAAACAGAAAAGAGCAAUUCAACUUUUUGGUCAUCAAGGAUGCCAUGUGUCCAAUUUCUCACGGCCGGUGUAUCGGCAGGAGUCCCGUUCAGGGGUUGGGCAAUCAAGUCCCAUGUGUAUUUGGGCCUCUGGGCACGAAGGGUUUCGAUGUUGGCUGGGUCCCAUCUGCUACUGGAGGUUCUGGCAGAUGCUCCUGUGCCCAGAGCUGGUAGGAACGUCUGUGAGUCUGAGUGGAGUGUGUGUAGCUCCAUUAUGUGUCGCCACUAGGGAUCCCAUCGUUCCCCAUCUGUAGGGCAUCCCUGAGGACUGGAGGUGAGCUGUGACGGGUCCCAUGGAUCUGCGCCACUGCAGGGUCGUUUUGGAGAGGUCUUGAAAAAAGUUCAGGUGUGUGCCUUCGAACUGCAGGGGCGUUUUGCCUCGUAGAGCCGACAUAAUGUGAGUUCUGUCAGAAAGGGAGGUGCAGCGUAUGAUAACAUCUCUCGGUGUGUUGGGAGAGGGGUUCGCUGCAUUGGUGAGGCGGUAUAUGCCUGCUAAGGCGAUUUUCUUAGCCACCGCGGGUGGCAGGAUGGACGCCAGCAGCAUCCGGGUGUAAUGAGGUAGUUCUUCUGCCGUUGUGUCGGCCGGUACGCCCCGUAUCUUUAUAGUGUUGUGGCGUUGUUGGUCCUCUAGGGUGGUCACCCUCUGGGAGAUAUGGAGCUGUUGAGUGUGGAGUCGGUUUACCGAUCUGCCCAGGGAGAUCACUGUGGAUUGGGUUGAUUUGAGGUCGUCCUCUGCUGCUUUUAUGCGAGUGGUGUUAGCUUGGAUCUCUUUCCUGAGCAGUGCCCUGUCCACCUCCAUCAUCUUGCGUAAUUCCGAGAAGAGCAUUUUUAGCUCGCCCUUGGUGGUCGGGGCUGAGCUGUCGGUUAGUUGUAGGCUCAUGGGUUGCUCAGAUGGUGGAGGGGAUGAGGUGUCCCCGGUAGUAUUUUUAUACAUUUUAUGGAUACAUCAUGUGCUUACUUUUUAUUUUACUUGUUGGGAAAAUAGUUCACUGCCAGUCUAUACCUUUUUGUUUGGCCAGGUUAAAAACAUUUAAAGAGACAUUCCGCACACCUCUUAUUUCAUUUUACAAAAAAGUGCAGAUUUCAGUAUAAAUUAACCUUGUUACACGCCUCUGGCUGUCAGACAACCAAUCAUGUUACUACCUGGAGGUUUAGCUCAGUGGAGCUAAACACAAGAGGAUGACUAUUGUCCAGAGCACUUGUCUUGCAAAAACUUCUCAUUGAGCUGCAUUGAAGAGUCAAUGUUUGCACAGCCACAGAAAGUCUGGGCUGGGGAAGAAGAAAGGUCUUGCAAAGGCUGCAGACAAGAGAUCUGCAGAUUUUGCAAGCUGUUUCUAGGUAUAUGCAAAAUAAAAACAAUGCAUGCUUGUUUUCAUUGGGGGUAUAUCUGAAUAAACAUAAAUUAUUUAACACCUAAAUGGAAGAGAAUUGAAUAGUGAGACUGCAGGAACAUGAUCUAUGCUCCAAAAUGGCUUCAUUAUGCUAAAGUUGUUUUGGUGACUGUAUUGUCCCUUUAAUGUUGUGAUGGGGUUAAUUGUGGCUGUCUUGUUAAGAAAUCUUCUAAUAGUUCUAUCACAAGUUUUUAAUCAUGGAAGAAAUGCUAACCAUAUCUAAUUUUAAUUAUCUGAUUAUAUUUAUCAUUUGACUUGUUCCUUUUAUGUAUUUACACAUGCACUAAAUCCUGUUUUUGACAGGCAUCAAUUAACAAAAAAAGCAAGGAGGGACCCUAUCUUACUAUGAUAUACAACCUGUACAUUUUGUGAAACAGUUGUUACGCUUUUGUCCAUGUUGUGGAUGUACUUGUACAAGUGUUGGCAGUGUAACUGAGAUUAUGGAAAAUGUUCAAACGUGUUUUUUUUUUUUUUUGUUUGUUUGUUUUUACAUUUGUAAAAUUGUGUGUGUGUGUGUGUGUGUAUGUAUGUAUGUGUGUGUGUAUAUAUAUAUAUAUAUAUAUAUAUAUAUAUAUAUAUAUAUAUAUUUUAUGUGAAUCUGUCAUUUUGAUUUGCUUUUGAAGCUCUUUAUAUACGUCCUUUCGUUCUGUCUAGCAUUCCAACACAACCAUUCUCACCAUGGCUUCUGUAAAACUCAAACUUUGGUCCUCUUACUAUGCAGCACCAGUGUCCCUGCUUGUGGAUACUUCCUCUAUUAGGGUAAUCUCCUAAUGACAACAAUAUUCUGGAUUCAUUGCUAGCCCAUCAUUGUCAGACAGGAGUGACUUCAGUCAUUCUAUGUCUGUAUUUUCCCAGCAAGGAGUUACUCUGUGACAGAGUGCAGGAGAAUAUUCUGUUUUUUUGUUUUUUGCUUAAUAUAUUCCUGUUUUCCUGGACUGUUUUACUGAAAGAUCCAACCAUUGAUACAGCAGUCAAUCAAUAUGAAGGUUAACCUUAUACAUUCCAUAUGUGUUGACAAUAAUUCCCAUCAUGCCUCCACAGCCAUAUGGAAAAUGUCAUUCAUAGCAUUUGCAGUUCAAUAAGUUAGAAAUCUCAUGUGUGUUAUAAGCAAUCCAUCCCAUUUGAAUUCUAAGCUAGCACUGGGGGGGGCGGAGUGUAAGUAUUUGUUCCUAAUUCUAUAAUACAGAAGGUUAAGAACAAACUUAGAAUUAACGAUUAAAAAGAAUGAAUUAGGGUGGGGGAUUAUACAUACAUAGAUACAUAUAUAUUUAUAUGUACUAACAAAAACUGGUGAUUUGAGUAAAAUGUACCUAAUUUUAACAACCACCGUGUUGUUAUUAAUGAUGUUGCCAAAGUAAUUUAUCCUUUAAACCUGUGGAUUAUACAGAAAUAUCUAUUUUUAUGAACUGUGGUAAUAUCCCUUUUGUGAUAAUCGUGUGUCUGAACUGUGGUCUUAAAAUAUAUUUUAUUGUUGUGUUGUGUAGCUGUAUAUUUUUAUGUAGCAUGUGUUAUGUUGCAGUUUAAAAACAAUGGUAAUAAUAGAACAAAAGGUCAUUUUGUAACUUUUACAGGAUAUUUAUGUUAAAAUGUCCAUACAAUGACAAAAGCAAAGAUUGCUAUGUGUAAGCGGGCUUUCUCCCUCCCCCCACUAACCCCCAGCAGGCUUGCAAGAUGCUACUGUUAACAAAAAAACACUAUGUUAAAUUGGCAUUUAAGCAAAAUUUUAGAUUGUUCGUGGCAUGUAGAAAGUAUAUAUAUUGUCAUGUAAGGAUAAUAAAAUGCCACCCAUACAUUUUGCUAGCCAACGUAGAGAUUGCAUAUUAUUCUAUCAUUAAAUAUAUGCAGUUCUAGGGGGGAGAGUUAUCAAAAUGGCUUGAACUGAAAAUGGUGCAAAGUUCUAAAAGCAAAUCACCCACCAUGGAAACAGAAUCAGCAGGCACAUUCCUUUUACAACGUUAUGCCUUUUUUCAGAACACAAACUUCCCUUAAUGUCUUCAGUUUAUACCAGUUAAUCCCAGAAUGCUUUGCAUGCCACCAUGGGGUAUGUGUGUACACUGCACAGUUUCAGGGGAAGUAUAUAUUUUUUAAUCUGUAUGUUUCCUAGCAAAUUCCCUAGUGGAAUAUAUAGAUUAUGUUAUCACUGACUGGAAAUCAAUCAAAUCAUUCAAAACCAUGUAGAUGGCAGGUCCACAUUAAGUGCCUCUAUUUGUAUCGGAGUAUGGAAACCUUUUUAUGUACAUAUUUGUGAAAGUAAAAAAAAAAAGUUACAAUAGUGUGGCUUCUAUUGAAUUGCGUCCAAGUGGCUUGUCUCUGCUUUCAUUCCUACGUGUUGAAGCCUUUGUAUCGAUCUGUUUCAAUAAUGUUGCCUCCAAGACGAGUAGUUGACAUUAACAUUAAGAGUUAAAGGGCAGUAUUUCUCAAACACGACUAGUUGUGCUUUAGCUAUUGCUAGGACUACAGAACAUAGGUCCCUAUAAUAAGUGUUAUAUUAGUGGGUCUCGUUUGUUAACAUCAGUGUGUCCCAAUCAAAACUCCAACACUGUUAACCUAAUGAAGCAGAGAGUCUAAUGAAUGUUUUGCAAUUAAUUAUUUUAGUAUAUAUUACAUCUAAAGGAUGGUUCACCUAACUAUAAUUUUUGGUUUUUUAUUAUGAACCAGUGGUAUGAUUUAAAUGAUCUGUUCUUUAAACUGCAAUUUAGUACAUUGUGGAUGUUUUCAAUUUUGAUUAAAUGCUAGCCAUGUUCAUUUGAGGAAAAAAAUGGUUUUCUUGAAGAAAUAAUGACUAAAAAUAGUUGUAUUCUAUUCACAUUAUGAAACGCAAAAAAACUUUUCAAAAACACACUACUCGCUUACCGACUGUGUUCCGUUCAUACGACCCGGUCGUAGAACGAAUUGGUCGGUAAUUGAAGAGUUAAGGGAUUCCCUGCUCGGCUGCGUUCUUCUAUGUUCAGGGAAAUUAGAUUAGAGGGAUUCCCUGUUCUGUUGCGUUUGUCUAUGUUCGGGGAAAUAUCCACGAACAUAGUAGAACGCAGCAGAGCAGGGAAUCCCUCUAAUUCCCACGACAGCUCGCACUUACCACCCCGCGAGAGAGCUGGUCGUAAGUGCGAGCCAUCGUAAAGCAGGUAGGUCGCAAAACGAGGACCACCUGUAUAUCAUGGAGUCUUUUACGUUAAAGGGACACUCCAAACACCUAAAACAAUUUAGAUUGCUGAAAUGCUUUAUGUGUGAAGUCUUUCGUGGUUUUUUUUUUUUUUUUUUAAUUUUACAAAAAAGCUGGUUUCAAUAGAAAUUGUCACUUUUAUAAAUUAACCUUGUUACUCCCCCCUGGCUGUCAAUCAGACAACUGUUUCUGCUCCUGGUUGUUUAGCUCAAUGAGGCAGCAAUUGCACAGAGCACCUGCCUUGUAAAGACUUCUUAUUGAGCUGUAUUGGGAAGUCUGUGAUUGGACAGCCACAGAAAGACUGGCUGAAGAAGAAGGCUUGCAGUGGCAGCUGAGGAGAUCUUCAACUUUUGCAAGCUCUUUUUAGCUAUAUCCCCAAUUAACAAACACAAUAAUUAAAUGUAUGCAUGGUUUCAUUGGCAGCAUAUAUACUAAAUAGUGAUUUUUAUAUUUUUUGUCUUUGGGCAGUAUAAUGUCCCUUUGAUGACUGGAGUACCUUAGACCUGAAAUGAUGAACGACUAUCAAACUUCAAACAGAUUUUAAAUAAAAUAGUAUUAUUAGGAGUGGCAAUAAGAGACCAUACUACCAUGAUAGAGAGAGAAGCAGGCGGGCAGGUAUUUGGGAGAGUGUGGGGAAUUUGUUACUCUCACUAUAAAGGGCUUCCUAAGGCCUCCUACAAUAUGUUUGGGUCACAUAUAUAUUAUUUUGGAAAUAUCUGAACUACUAAGCCAUAAUUUGUCACCCAUUACGUAAAAAUGUCCCUAAUUUCUUUACAGUAGACCUGCUAACUGAAAUAACCUAACUUGACAUACUGGUGUAUCUGAUUAAAGGUUGAUUCAGGCAAGAUUUUUAAUAUUGUGUUUCCUCAUUUAUUACAAGUAUUUUUUUAACAGGAGUUACCCGUUUGUAUCUGUACCUUGUUGUGAAACAGUCACUGCUUUUCUUGCAGCUCUGCAAAUAACAAGCUUUUCUAUGACACAAAGAAUGUUUAUAUUUCGCUUUCACAAUGUCAUAAUAUUUUGACCCAUAAUUAUCCCUACAACAAGGAACAGUGAACAGGUCUGAAC